Molecule: messenger RNA, 65648 nt
Organism: Pelobates cultripes (western spadefoot toad)
Lineage: Eukaryota; Metazoa; Chordata; Amphibia; Anura; Pelobatidae
Source: the annotation of a GenBank genome assembly
GGCUGAUUUACGACAGUCAGAGAGCAGCGUGUGGGACAUUAGGCUGGUGUUGUACAGGUAACACAGGGGAGUUCGGUUCCUCUAAUACAAUAACUGGCUUCCGCAGGCACCACUGCCCCAUAACACAGAGUGGAGAAGAGCCCACUGCCAUGCAAUAAGUUUAUGGGCUAUUCUUUAUUGUAAAAUAGUCAUAUUACGGAGUACUUACCGCAUAUAGGUGGUGGUGGUGGUGUAAGUUAUCGGUGUCCCUUUAAUGAUUAGGUUUUCCGAAUUCCACUCCUCGUACUGGCCAUUUAAUGACAUGUUAAUACAGACAUGUCCUUGUCUAUUCCCUUAAUAACCCCCGCCUCCCCCCAUGCACUUGCAUGUAUAUUCCUAUUUUAAUUUCCCUGAUUCUGACAUUCCAACACCCAGUUAUUUAUAAUUCUGUCCUACCCGUGGAUAGCAUCAUCUUAAUCUUGUCAUACCCAGGCCUUGUUCCCCAAAGCUUGGUUUACCAAUUUCUACUUCCCACUUAAUCCUGACAUUCUCAUUUAUAGUUAAUUAUAAUACUGACAUGCUCAUGUCUAUCUUCACCUUAAUCAUGACAAACUGAUAUCUAGCUCCCUAUUAUUAAUAAUGACAUAUCCAUGUCUAGCUCUCCUUUAAUCAUGCUAUACCCAUGUAUAAUUUGCCCAUAAUCCUGACCUAAUCAUGUCUAGCUCCUUCCUGUUUGUAACAUACCCCAUGUCUACUUCCACCUUAAUUGUGACAUACCCUUGUCACCAUUUUAAUCCCUAAAUAUGCAUGUCUAACUCCCACUUAAUAUACUCAUAUCUACUUGCCCAUUAAUCCAUGUCCAGUGCCUUCUAACAUACCUUUGUCAAAAAACUUGCAAUGGAAACAUAUCUUGAAGUCCACAAGUCAAUUGCUUUGCAAAAUAAGAGCUUCCCCUUAAAUGCUAAGGAUCACUGUUAAUACAAGGUUUUAUUUUAUACUUCUAAGGCAACAGAAAAAUGGGUGAUCCGGAUCGGGCACUGAGUGCGUCACCCAACUGGUAUUGCAGUCGCUGUAGUGAUGCCGCUGGAGGACUUUUUGGAUUUGGUGCACGCAAUUCUAUUUUUCUGAUGCGCAUCAGCCCAGAGGAGCCUGGGCUGUAUGGUAAGUGUCAUCACAACCCAAAAUUAUUAGCUAAGAUAAGAUAAAAGCCUAGAGUUUUACAUGACUUUGUUAGAAAAAUGUCAACUUUUAUGUAUUUUAUAAAAAAAAGAAAAAGAAGUUAUCAUUGAAUGGACAUUCUAAACUCCAUAUGUUCUACAUCUUUUUAUGGAAUGUUUGGGUGAUCCUCCCAGACAGGAUUGUCCCGAAGCCUGCUGCCAAAUUAUAGAAAUAAGAAUUAAUGUGGAGGCAUUUCUCAGUGUGGUUUAGUUAUAGGAACAGCAGGUUCAGCUGAGUGCUUCUUUGUUUUGUUUUUGGUAUCAAAACACAGGAACUGCAAGUGUGUGUGUGUGUGUAUGUGUGUGUAUAUAUAUAUAUGUAUGUGUGUGUAUAUAUAUAUAUAUAUAUAUAUAUAUAUAUAUACACACACACACACACACAGUGGUUAGGAAGCCUGGAGUAUCUGGGUGCUAGGUCCAAGUUACUGCUAAUAAACUGUUAGCAAAUAUUUUAGCAGAUCAUAACCUCAUUAGAUUAUGUACCAUGAUCAAGUGGAAUUAGUCCCAAAGGACAAACUAUUAGAGCAGCUAAUAUUAUCCGUAAUGCUGCACUAGAAAACAUAACAUCCCUGAUGCUGUCCACCGACACUGAGAAAUCAUUUUUACUAAUAGUUUAUCAACUUAUAAUGUAUCCACCCACCAAAAGACUUUGAGAUGAAGUAAAGAGUUUUCACUGCACUCAUUUGGUAUCCAAUAAAGUGUCUUGAGGAAAUCCCAUGAUAUUUAUUGGUUUAUUAAAGAACAUACAUACAUGGCCACUUAAAUGCAAACAAAACUAUUUGUUCUUCGAUUCUUUGGAGUAUGUUCUUUUAAGAAUCUUGACUUAGCACAGCCAAGUAAUAUGGGGUAAGUUCCAUCUGUGUAUACCUGCCACCAUUAUUUGUGCUUGGGGGGAGUAACUUUAUAAAGUGAUGAUAAAUCUCUAAGCUAGGUGUAUAUUUAUGUAUUUCAAUGUAUAUUUAUUUACACAUUAAUGUAUAUUUAAAGUGAUGAUAAAUCUGAAGCAAGAUAUAUUAAUUAUUUCAAUGUAUAUUUUUGCAAGAUGAAAGAGAAGAGAGAGCUUACCUUAGGUAAAGUACCCUGGGACAGGGAAUUUUCCGUAUAUACUCGAGUAUAAGACGAGUUUUUCGGCACAUUUUUUGUGCUAAAAAAAACCCACUCGUCUUAUGCUCGAGUGAGUGUCUGUAUUAUGGCAACUUACAUUGCCAUAAUAUAGACCAGGACCGCCCGGCUCUCUACAAGCCUGGCGGUCCUGUUGGGGGCUGGGAGCAAACUGUUACUUACCUUUACAUCAGCUCCUGUCAGCUCCCUUCACCUCUGUGCUGUUCAGCUCCAGCGUAAGUCUCAUGAGAGCUGCGGCCGUCAGAGCGUUGCCACAGGUUACCGUGGCAACGCUCCGCGCGGCACGCAGACCGCAAGAUUUACACUGGAGCUGAACGGCACGAAGGAGAAGGGAGCUGACAGGAGCUGCUGUAAAGAUAAGUAACAGCUUGCUCCCAGCCCCCCCCCACUGUACAGCCCAUCCACUGGACCACCAGGGAAUAAUAUAGCGCCCCUCCCUGGCCAUGUAUCAAGCAGGGAGGAGGGACAAAAAAAAUAAAAUAAAAAUGUAAUAAUAUUAAAAUAAAAAUAAAAUGUAAUAUUAAAAUAAUAUAAAAAUGCACACCCUGCAUCACAUACACACACACACUCUGCAUCACACACACUGCAUCACACACACACACACUCUGCAUUCAUUAUAUACACACACUGUAAAUAAAUAUUCAAUUAAUAUAAUUUUUGGGGGAUCUAAUUUUAUUUAGAAAUUUACCAGUAGCUGCUGCAUUUCCCACCCUAGUCUUAUACUCAAUAAGGUUUUUCCCAGUUUUUUUGGGGUAAAAUUAGGGACCUCGACUUGUAUUUGGGUCGACUUAUACUUGAGUAUAUACGGUAUUUCUAAUUUUGACAUUGGUGAGAGAUCUUGAAAUUGCAAACCCCUUCAUGAUAUAUGGGAGGGAUUGCUAGGGUCAGAUUCUGAGAGGUUGGUAGAAUAUGUAAACACAUUGCAAAACACCAUAAACAGUUAUUAGAUUGGGGAUGUGAUAAGUGUUGGAUACUUGUUUAAUAGUACAAGGUAAAAGUACAGCAUGUGCAACAUGAGAUAGCUCAACAUUAGGCUGGAUUAGAGUAGGCAAAAUUAAAAGAUACAUGACCUGUCUCAUAUUUUGUAAUUAUUAUUAUUUUUUUUUAUUUUUUUAAAGCAAUGGUUUUAUCAAAUAAGAAACAAUAUAUAUCCUUUUUAGAAUGUCUGCUGUGCUAUUUUUGAUGCAUGUUUUCUCUUUUCCUAUCCCAGGGGAGCUGGUAGGACAUACGGACAGGGUAUCUGGCUUUGGCUUUUGUCACUAUUCUGGUCUGACCCACCUCUGUGGCAGCAGCUCUGAUGAUGGCACCGUGAAAGUUUGGGACACCCAGACCAAGAGUAUAGUAACAGAGCACAAGCUUCACAGGGUAUGUAAUAGGUGUCUGUUGGGGGAGAAAAAGUGAUGGAUAUAAUGAGAUGUAGGGGGACACUUGUGAUAACUUUUAAAUGGUAUGAGUAAGAAAGCAUGAGCUGUUCUAACAGCAGAAUGCCCCAUUGAAACUAGAUUCAAAUUAAAGCAUAAGAAAGUACCAGUUAACCUCAUGUCUUUCUUCCCCUUGGUUUAUUUUUUUCUUAUUCACUGUGGUGUAUUUUCUGACCGUCUUCCUCCUUCUCACAGUUUGAUUUAAUCUAAUUUGUGGUCUCCCCGUCUCUUAAUUCUCUUGUGAAGGUUUUUUCUAACAUUCCCCUUUAGGGUCCAUUACCCAAGUAUACCUUUUCCUCCAUUUAGCCCCGCACUCUGCUAUGUAACACAUGUAUUAAACCCCUCUUUGGUUUUUUGUUUAUCAAACCUUUCAUAUCAGUAUAUACAUCUUCAGUGGUCUUAAAACUUUCCUUUCAGUGGUCUUAGACAUAAGUGUCAAAGCCCCCAAUGUUGCGAGCCUCUCUUCAUCUUUCUCAUUUUCCCAAUGUUUCAAUUAUCUCUUUUUCUAACCCUCAUGAUUCAGUGUAUGAACUUCACGUGUAAAUAAAACAUGUAUAUAAAUAUCUAAAUACACUAGAGUGUGCCAGAAGAUUCCAAUAUACAAAUUUAAUUUAUUGGUCUUUAUUACGAGGUCUGUUUUCUGGGAGUUGGCCUCAGAGUGGAGGCAUUUACCAGCUAUACACACACUGGAUAGCCUUUGUUUUUUCCAGCUUCUUCAUGUUCUAGUAGAAGAGAGAACCUUUCAUUUAUCAUAAGCAUACUUCAUUUUGUUCAGUCGUAAUAUAUAAAAAUUCUAUACGAAUCUCUGAAAAUUAUCUAAAUAAAGGAGAAAAAUAUCAGCAAAAAUCAGCACGGUUUUAUGAAGCACAGGUCAUGUCAAACUAACUUGAUUGCGUUCUACGAAGAAGUAAGUAGAAGUAUAGAUCAGGGUGUUGCCGUGGAUGUGAUCUAUUUGGAUUUUGCCAAGGUAUUUGAUACAGUUCCACACAAUAGAUUAGUGUUCAAACUCAAGGAAAUCGGUCUAGAUGAAAAUGCUUGUUCUUGGGUAGAACAUUGGCUUAAAACAGAGUACAAAGAGUUGUCAUUAAUGGUAAAUUUUCAAGCUGGACAGAGGUGGCAAGUGGUGUCCCUCAGGGUUCUGUUCUGGGACCCCUUCUAUUUAACAUUUUUAUAAAUGAUCUUGAAGACAGCAUUGAAAGUCAUGUUUCAGUGUUUGCAGAUGACACAAAACUCUGUAAAAUAAUACAAUGUGAGCAAGAUAUUACUGUGCUGCACAGGGAUUUAGAUAGACCGGGGGACUGGGCACUCAAAUGGCAGAUGAAAUUUAAUGCUGAAAAAUGCAAAGUUAUGCACUUCGGCGUAAAGAAUACACAAGCAACGUAUACCCUUAAUGGAAGCGAAUUAGGGAUAACAACACAUGAAAAGGACUUGGGAAUUGUUAUAGACAACAAACUAUGCAACAAUGUGCAAUGUCAAUCAGCAGUGGCCAAGGCCAGUAAGGUAUUGUCAUGCAUGAAAAAGGGCAUUCAUUCUCGGGGUGAGAAUAUCAUUUUGCCUCUUUAUAAAUCACUGGUAAGACCCCAUAUUGCAUAUGCUGUGCAAUUUUGGGAGCCUGUUCUAAAGAAGGAUAUUAUGGCACUAGAAAAAGUGCAGAGGCGGGCUACAAAAUUAAUAAAAGGAAUGGAACAUAUCAGCUAUGAAGAAAGGCUAACAAAUUUUAAACUUGUUUAGUUUAGAAAAACGUCGCCUGAGAGGGGAUAUGAUAACAUUAUACAAAUAUAUUCGGGGCCAAUAAAAAACCAUUGUGUUGAAAUCUAUUCACAAACCGGACUUUACAUAGGACACGAAGUCAUGUGUUUAGACUGGAAGAAAGAAGAUUUCGUCUAAGGCAAAGGAAAGGUUUUUUUACUGUAAGAACAAUAAGGAUGUGGAAUUCUCUGCCUGAAGAAGUGUUUUUUUUCAGAGUCCAUACAGAUGUUCAAACAGCUGCUUGAUGCAUACUUGCAAAAACAGAAUAUUCAAGGAUAUAAUCUUUCAAUGUAGGGUAAUAACUGCUUGAUCCAAGGAUAAAUCUGACUGCCAUUCUGGGGUCAAGAAGGAAUUUUUUUCCUACCUUGUUGCAAAAUUGGAAGUGCUUCAAACUGGGGGGGGGUUUUGCCUUCUUUUGGAUCAACAGCAAAAAACAAAUGUGAGGAAGGCUGAACUUGAUUGACGCAAGUCUCUUUUCUGCUAUGUAACUAUGAGAACGAUUAUUUGUACUCUUUCUUAUGAAAAAAGGAAUUAAUUAAACCAGAAUUUCAUGACAUGUUAUAAUACCUCUUUGUCCCUUUUUGUGACAUUAGCAUCUAAGGUUGUCUUCCAUUCCUUUUAUAAUGGGUAGAUUUUUUUUCUAAAUCUGUUAACGUCAAAUAGUUGGAUUCAUUUAUUUUAUUUAACAUAUACCAGUUUUUCUUCAUAUUCCUGUGUUAAUGAAGGCAUGUCUUCCUCAAAAUGUGUGGAUGAAGAAUUUGUGUUCAAACAAAAUAUAUAUUACAUUGUUCUAGCAAAUUCUAGCUAUUGUUAUAUUUCCAUUGCAAGUGCACUUUAACUUUCAUUUCUUUAUAUAUUCUUUUUACAUUAGAACACAAUUACUGCCCUGCACUGGUCACCUCUAGUUAAAGGCUUGCUAGUGACUGGGGAUGAGAAGGGCAUAGUUGUUUGCUUUUGGAGUAAUCGGAAUGAGGGCCAACAAUUCUUUCCAGAACCAAGAACCAUUUUCUGUCUCUCCUGCUCGCCACAUCAGGAGGACAUAGUUGCAGUUGGGUAAGCAUUAUUAAACGCUUUCAUGUAUCAUAAAAUUAGUAUACAACCUAGCUCAUUUUGCACUGAAAUUACAAAUGUAUGUUAACUACUUAGCAUGCUUGUACUUCUCUGCUAAACCUGUGGGAUCCAUAGUCAUUCACAUUGCCACUCCCAUUGGUUUGACUUGGAGCUCAGUGAUGGGCUGGAAUGCCUGUGGUGCUUUCUGAUGUGACGGAUGUUCUAAAAAGGCAAUUAUGCACGAGGACUUGCUGCAGGAGAUCAUCCAUAAAUGUUUGUGUCCAUAAAUUUACAUGGGCUUGACAAAUACAUUUUGCCAAGUUUCCUUGGUGACUCACACAUUUGAUCUCCCAUAGCCAGUCCCCAGUGUUAAAAUAAGUGAUCAGCAGGGUGUGGAGUGGGAGGAAAAAUUAAUUCUACAUAUUAAUGUCUACAUAUCAAGGAAAUGUGAAUAGCGCAAGGAAAGCGAAAAAAAAAAUCACCCAAGGAAGAAUAUUGUGUCAGUUAGACCGGGUCUUCCAAUAGAUGUAUGAGUGACAGAUUAUGCAUGAGAGAGAGAGUGAGUGUGAUUAGUUUGGUUUGUAUUUGUUAGAAUUAUUAUUAUUAUUAGCAGAAUGUAGAUAUGUAGCACCAACCUAUUUCACAGCACUUUUCAAUUAUACCUCUCUCUAGGGUAAUUGUCACUGAAUAUCUGUUUAACGAAUGUCAAUUUAUCCUAGGUACAAGGAUGGUAUGAUUGUGUUAAUAGAUGUCAGUCGUAGAGGGGAUGUAGUUCACCGGCUGCGAGGACAUGAUGAAGAGAUACACUGCCUGGCAUGGUGCCCUCAACCACGGGAGGAGGAACUACAGCUGAAACUAGAAGAAACAUCUGGUAUGAAAAUUGCAUACCCCAAGUUCACUUAAAUAUUUGUACAAGUAUUUUUAUUAUAUUUAUUUGAUGAGUACUGUAUUCUGUAAUCAUAUUUAUUCAUCGUGUAAGCAAAGUGUUUGAAUUUAUCAUAUGAUAUAAAAUCCAGAAGUGCGAAUAUAAGCACUAUUUUCUCUUCCUGUAUAAACUAAAGGGCUAUUUAUUAUAGGAGUGCUAUGAUGCACCAAUCAAUAUCUCCUCAUAGAAAUGGUUUAGCUCUGGAGAAUGUCCAGCAUCUUUAUGCAGAGCAUGAAGAAUCUGAAUUUUGCUCCUGCAAACAAUGAAUAUUGAACCACAACAACAAGCUCCUCCAAUGAUGACCAUUAGAGAUGUCCUUAGUGACAAAAGUAAACCCAGCCUUUUUUUAACGUUUUUAAAAUAGUCAGACUGCAGGGAUACACUUUUUGCACCAGAACCACUAAAUUAAAGAGUACUUUAAACACUGCAUUUUUGAAAGAUCAGAUACACGCCUAAAAUGCAGUAUGACAAUAUACAAAUUAUGAUACUUCAAUUUUGAUUUCUGCUCAAUUUUUUUUAAACCAAGGCAUGCACAGUUUAAUCUGCUAACAAUGUGUAGAUAGUGCAUAACAGUAUUUUACUGUCCAAAAAAUAUAAAAAAAUUUAAGAGAGAAAAAAAACCUCAUUUUUUAUUUCCUUCAUUCUCGCUCAUCUGUGUUUCUCCUCCACCUCUCUGAUCUGAGGUCCCAAUGGACACACAUACACUGAUCAGCCACGACAUUAAAACCACCUGCCUAAUAUUGUGUAGGUCCCCUUCUUGCUGCCAAAACAGCUCUGAUGCGUUGAGCCAUGGACUCCACAAGACCUCUGAAUGCGGAAUAUCUGUGGUAUCUGGUACAAAGGCCUGCAAGUUGCGAGGUGGGGCCAUCAUGGAUUGGAUUUGUUGUUCCUAUGGAAUUUGGAGGUCUAGGCUACACCUUUAACUCUUUGUCAUUCCUCAAACCAGUCCUGAACAAUUUUCCUCCUGUAAGAGGCCAUUGCCAAUUGGAAACACCAUUGUCAUGAACAUGUACAUGGUCUGCAACCAUCUCUAGGUAGGUGGUAAGUGUCAAAGUAACAUCCAUAUGAAUGCAAGGACCCAAAGUUUUCCAGCAGAACAUUGAACAGAGCAUAACACUGGCUCUUCCUACCUUCUUCCCUUGUUGCAUCCUGCUGCCAUCUCUUUCCAAGGUAAACAAUGCACAAACACCUGACCAUCAAUUAUGCUCUAAAAUAAAAGGUGAUUCUUCAGACCAGGCAGCUUUUUUCCAUUUCUCCAUGGUCCAGUUCUGAUGCUCAUGAUGACGCCCAUUGAAGGUGCUUUCAGCGGUGAACAAGGGGUCAUCAUGGGCACCCUGUCUAACAUGGCAAGCAUUACGUUUUUAAGCUGUUUGAGCUACAGCAGCUACAGUAGCUUUUAUGAGUAAUUGACAAACUAGCCUUCGCUAUCCAUUUGCAUCAAUGAUUCUUGGGUGCCCAUGACCCAGAUACUGGUUAGCCAGUUCUUCACUGAACCACUUUUGGUAGGUACUAACCACUACAUAACAGAACAUUCCAACAGACAGGCCGUUUUGUAGAUGCUCUGACUGAGUUUUCUAGACAUCACUAUUUGGCCCCAGUUCUUUGCUUGCCCAUUUUUCUGCUUCCAACUCAUGAAAUUCAAGAACUGACUGUUCACUUGCUGAGAUAUAUAUAUAUAUAUAUAUAUAUAUAUAUAUAUAUAUAUAUAUAUAUAUAUAUAUAUAUAUAUAUAUAUAUAUAUAUAUAUAUAUAUAUAUACAAUGUUAUUCACGUCAUCUGUCAGUGGUUUUAUUGUUGUGGCUGAUCAGUGUAUGUUUGUACGUGCUAUUGUAACCGCUGGUGGUUCCCUUAUUUACCACUAUAAUGUCUUAAAGCAUAGAACUUAGUAGGGCUAACCAUACAGAUAUCAUAGCCAUAAUUUUAUAUAGUGUAAGAGAUCCUCUAUUUAACAUAUAUAAAUAAUUGAGAAUACAAUAUAAAAUAAGGAUUGUCUUGGAAGCAAUCGUUUUGUCUUUUGGAUAUUUAUUAUAUAAAAAUAUAAAAUCCAUUAUAGCAGAGUUUAUAAGAUUAAAUUACAUGCUUGCAAAUAUCAUUAAUAGGUUAACAUACCCUUCUGAACAUGUCAUCAUGUCAGCCUCUCUGUCAUUUUAAGAUGGAGCAGCGUCUGUCUCCAAGUCUCUCCUCUGUGUCUUAACAUUUAAAAGUACACCUAUUUAUACCUUAGGUGUCUCCACUUUAGGUUACUGUAGUUCAAAUAUGAAAAAGUAACACUUCUUUUACUUUUUUCAAUUUAGGACCUCCCUUAAUUUGGCAGACAUACAAGGCCAUAACUAAAGGGUGUAUACGUCAUGGAAAUUUUCCUGACUUAGUUCAAGAUGGCAUCUUAAAGUCUGAAUAGGUUAUCUGUUGUUUAUACUAAGUCGUAAGUGUACAGUCGCGGGAGAUUCCCGGAUUUGGGGAAGUUCCAUUAACUUGGGGUUACCACAGUAUAUUGUGUACUGCAAGUGUCGUAGCAUAGCCUUGAAGCUUGUUUAUGCAUUAUUGUUAUUGUAAUUCGUCUGGGACAAAAUGGCGCAAACAUAUUAUGCACUGAGGUUAUUGCUUAAAGAAACAGUUAAGAAAAACAAUAUGUUCCAUUUCUAACACCUUGUCAGUUUGCAAUAUCUCUUAAAGACAAAGUACACAGUUUAAGAAAUACAAAAUUUCAUUCUAAAACUUGUAAUAUUUGCAUUUGCCCGUAACACUAUAAAUGUUAGAAAGAAGCAAGCUGAAUUGUAGUCAUUUGACUUGUCUUCUUUAGUAUUCUUGUGUGUUGCUCAGUGUCGAUUGCCUUGUCUAGUUGGAAAAAAGACAAAUGUCCAUCAAGUUUGGUUUUUCACUGAUCUCUGUCAUAGACUAACACCACUAAAGCUUCCUACAGACUUUAGAAGCCUGUCUUGUUAUACAAGAAUUUAAAAGUACUAUUUGUUUUUUACUCCGCCCAAUGCUGUGGUCCUGCUGAACAUACGUUUCUAUAGUCACAAUGGUUGUUAUUUUUUCUUCAUCUGUAGAAGAGUUGAGCACAGCCAAUGGAGAGCUCCUUCCAGAAAAUGUGAACACGGUGUGUUAUUUGGCCUCUGGCAGCAAAGAUCAAACUGUCCGUAUCUGGAAUGCUUCCUCGGGCAAAGGUGAGAUCCUGGUUUGCAUUUGUUAUCCUUUCUGUGUAAUAUGUUAGAAUGUUAUAAAUAAGUAAAAGUGUAGCCUUUUACUGUAUGCACACAAUGAAAUCUUCAGUUCAUUAUUAAAACUGUUUUUAACUGUCAUACAUAUUGUCCUUCAAAAAAGAUAGGUUCAAUAGAAAGGAACAGUGCUUAAAAAUCCACUUUGAGUCUAAAUUUUGCACAUCUUAAAUGCAAUAAGUACUAUAAAUGAGGUUAAGUGGAUUCUAUGGGCAUCAACACAACUCUAGUUUAAUGAAGCAGUUUGGAUGUAUAGAUCAUGCAUGAAAAAAUUGUUUAAUUUUUAUGUAUAGCUCUGUAAAAUGUACUUUAAUCACAAACAGGAUACUAUUACUAGAGCAGGACAUAUGGUAUUCUAAGUUACACAGAAUGUGCAAUAAAGGAAGUUUCAACAUUAGAUCUCUCUUCACAGGAAGUCUUUAGGAAGGCUGUGUAUGUAACAUGCAAGGGUGUGUGACUAGAGCUGCAUAAACAUUGUGAUUUAACAUCUAAAUGGCAGAAAAUUGGGCAGUGAGACUACAGUAGCAUGAUCUAUACACCAAAGCAGCUUAAUUAAGCUAAGGUUGUUUUGGUGCCUGCAGUGUCCCUUUAAGUGUCUGAUAGGGACUCUGAUUCUAUUACAUCUUGAAAUGUUCAGGUACACUGUAUUUGUUAAACUAUUAAAAAAAAGUAUAGAUGAAGUACUGAACAGUACAUGGUAGUCUGUGUAAAGGUUGCUGUUUUAUAUGAAAUAAUUAAACAAGGCACAAGUGUAUGCUACUCUACCGAACAUUUCCUGUCAUUAGUGAAUUGUAUAAGUGGAGAAGAGGCAGAUGCCAUUACCCUGAAUGGGCAUUAUAACAUGCUAGUAGGAAUAAGUAUAGAAUUCUAUAAUUCUGAUCCUAUCUCAAUGUCAUGUUUAUGAUGAGGGAUGGGUUAUUUACUGAAGAGCAGUAAGUCUAAACCAUGAACAGACUGCUAAGUAAUGGGAAGUCAUUAUUUUUAGACAGUAUACAGAGUGUUAUCUGUCAAAUACUAUUACUUCCUGGUUUAUUCAUAGCGACAUCUUGACUGGAUUAGCCAAUCACCUAUCUAUAAGGACAGUAAAAAAACGAAUGAAUAGGCCCAAUUCUUUUAACUUUCCUCGAGGCCAUGGGCUAUUUAAUGCUGCUUUCAGAAAUUGCAAUCAUUCUAUUUUUUUUUCUUUCCUUGGCAGUUUAUUAUUUAGCCAUCACAUACCCCAUAUGAAGCCCUGGUAAAGCACAUUAGCAAUGUGGCAUUUCUUAGUGGCUAGGACCCUGGAAAUAAAAAGCCUUAAAGGAUAGCAGUAUUUGGUGGCACCUUGGAUAUAUGCCUCAGCAUGCAUAUACAUUCAAUUUCAGAAUUGCCUCUGUUAUUUGCAACAUGGAAUCCAAUGGUUCUUGGUGGUAUCCCCUCAGAAUAUUAUACACGAUUAAAUUAUUUGACCCCUGAGCAAUCAGGCUUUUGUCCAAAUCACUCAACUUCCACUGCCCUCUUAAAAGUUUGCAAUGACAUCCAAAUUGGCAUGGAACAAGGAGACUUGACUGGAGCUAUUUUCCUUGAUUUUGCCAAGGCCUUUGACACAGUAGACCAUGGCAUACUUUUGCAAAAACUUAAAAACUCAGGCAUUGGUGAUCGUCCGCUAACCUGGUUUCGAUUGUAUGUUUCAGACAGAUUUGCAAUAUGUGGCCAUUUCUGAUGGCGCUUCCCUCCCUCUUCCAGUCACGUGUGGUGUUCCGCAAGGCUCCAUACUCUGCCCCUGCUAUUCACAUUUAUUUAUAAAUUAUCUGCCUAACGUCUGCAGUCAAAUCCUCAACUGUACACAUGUAUGUAGACGACACUGUAACCUACGCUAGUAAACCCAAGCUACCACAGUUUGUCCAAAACCAAUUCACAGAGGUAGAAAAGUGGAUAGCGAAUAACAAACUCUUCCUAAACACUGACAAAACUGUUAUAAUGAUCUUUGGAACUGUACCUAAAUUACGUAAACUACAAAAUCAACAACUGUGUAUCAGAACAAAUUUAAAUAGCACACUGACAGCAGUCUGCUCUUUUAAAUAGCUAGGUAUGUUGCUAGACCCCAAUUUAUCCUUUGGCCUUCACAUUAAAAAAAAAAUCUCUUCAACGCUUUGCCCAAAGCUAGGUGCCCUGUACAGAAACCAAUUCUGCCUAAGCCCUACAGUAGUGCAACAAAUGCUAAUGCUUGUCAUUGAUUAUGGGGAUGUAGUGCAUGCACUAGCACCGCAAACCCACCUUAAUACGUUAUAUAAUUUAUUUUGCCGCUUUGUAUUAUAAUGUAAUUACUUUACCCACCACUGGGACAUGUUAAAAGAGCUAAACUGACUAUCGCUGGAAUCCUGACGCAUUCUUCAUCUUUCCAGCCUUGUGCAUAAGAGCGUUUCUGGGAAGCUCCCACCCUACCUGAGUAGAAUGCUCUCCCCGGCUGUUCCCACCUUCUAUAACCUCCGAUCCAGCACUAGCACAAUAUUUAGCAUACCGCAAUAAAAAAAUUAAAGUGACUCCAUCCUCAUUUUCCUACAGAGCACCACAAUUAUGGAAUAACCUCAGGGACACAGUCAAAUCUUCAUUCAAUCUAAAAUCUUUUAAGAGAUCUAUGGCAGUAUACCUCAAUACAGAAUGCAUCUGGUUGAAUAUAUUUAUUACCUGUUCUAUAUUAAAUUUAUGUGUGUGUGUGUGUAUGUAUGUGUGUAUAUAUAUGUGUAUGUAUGUAUAUAUAUAUAUAUAUAUAUUAUAUAUGUAUGUGUGUGUAUAUUUAUAUAUAUAUAUAUAUGUUUAUUGUAUUUUUGGAAUAUUGUAUCCUAUUGUAACAAUGUUUUGUGGACCCAGGACAUACUUGCAAAUGAGAGAAAUCUCAAUGUAUCCAUCCUGGUAAAAUAUUUUAUAAAUAAAUGUCUGAGUCACUGGAUUUAGAGACCAUCCAAUUCUCUAGUCUGGCAAUUUACUCUGACAUCUGUAGCUUCUCCCCCCCUCUUCCCCCAUGGUCUUGUUGUUAGCAUUCUAAUCCCUAUUGUGGCGUUGCCAUGGAUUAUUUAAGAAUAAGGAUAAUUUUGUCGUACUUGUAGUAAUGAAGCUGCUAUUCUUAAACCCAAAAAACAAAACUUACAGUAAAUUUUCAUUAUUUACCUUUAUACGAGUGGGUAUUUAAUGUGUCUAAGUGUGAUCUCUAAUCAUUCUUUAUUUUUAGUUUUGAGUUUUAGGACUAGAAAUACUCAGAUCUGUUAUUGUGAGGAGGCAUUACUUUCUUUUUUUUCUGGUUUUAGUUGUGAUGACCUUGAAGAUGCCCUACCUAAAGCGCCGUGGAGGUAGCAUUGAUCCAGGUGUCAAGGACCGUUUAUGGCUAACUCUACUUUGGCCUCAUGGACGUCCCACAGAAAUACUAUCGAGCUGUUUUGGGUCAGUGUUAAGCAAUUAAAUGUGUAAAUAUCAUGUGCUUCUCUUAGUAUUUAUUCACGAUACCUUUAAGACAAAUACAAUAGUAUUUCAAAAACCAUAGAAUGAAUAGCUAUUUCUACUAUUUUGUACUUUGUAUUCCACUACAAAACAUGAAGUGUUUGCUGAGUUAUUUUAAUAACUGUGUUCUUCUUUUAACAUAUCAAAAUACUUUGUGUUCAUUCUAGUAAUGUUAACAAAAGGUACCACAAGAGGCUUUAUAUCUCAGUUUGGGAUUAUAGUAGAGUUUUUAAACAAUUCCUUGAUUUAGUAUUGUUGGAUAAACUUUUCAAAUUGGUUAAUAUUUUUCAAAACACUUUUUUAAAAUUAUUUUUUCAAAAUAUUAAAAUAUCAAAAAAGUAAAUAAUUUUAAAAAUAUAUCCAACAAUAAUAACUGAAGGCCAAUAUUUGACCCAAAAGUAAACACUGGGGUUGAUUAUCCUGAGGAUUACUGCUGUUUGUUUCCACCUCACCGUGCCAACUUUUUAUUACACACUUACAACAAUAUCUCCGUUGGAUUCCUGUCUGCCAAAAAUCUGUUUUCACACUCGCUACAAAUAAAUCUACUCACUCACUCUCUAUUCAUUAGUUUUCCUGCUACGCCAUGUUCCAACUUCGCCUAUGCAUCUCCUACACCAUUUUCUUAGUUCUUCACCAUCAACAUAUUGUAAAUCACAUAAACUCAACCCUUCAUGUCUUUUUGUAAAUUCCAGGAAACCCAGCUUCUGGCAAAUAUUUUUGUCAGAGUUAAAUCCUUCUACCAAGCCAAUUUGGCCUAGUCUUCAGUAGGUGUAUUCAUUGCAAUUCAUUUCACCUGAUCAUUUUCUACUUUAAUUCGUACUCUCCAACAGUGUACCCAACUCUCUGAUGUCUUCCUGUCUUUGCCCAGUUGCGUAUUAUUUUAUCUGAUUCCACCUGAUGCUUUUGUUUUUAUUGUACUUGUAGGUGAUUGAAAAUGUACUAUUCUUGUAUUAUUACUAUCCAUGUAAAGUGCCCUGUAUACAAGUGAUGUGUAAUGUUAAAAAAAAGUUGUAUUUUUUUUUUGUUUUUAUAGGGAGGGGAGGGUUCUUUACAUUUUUUUUUUCUGGGUUUAAUUUAAAUAUUUUUGUUUUUGUAGAGGAGAACUCCUUCUCUGGGAUCUAACCAAAUCUGGGAAACAGAAAUGGACAAUAUUGGGCUCUUCUGAUGGACAGAACCACUCUCGAAUUGUGUUUAAUUUGUGUUCCCUGGUAACUGAAGAGGGACGAGAACUACUGCUCUCUACUUCUAUGGACAGAGAAGUGAGUAAGGAAAAUACAAACAAUCUUACUUUUCAAGGGACUAAUUUCUAAGACACAGCAUGUAAAAAAAACAAAUGCAUUAAGAAGCAAAUGUAUGUUGUAUACAUUUUGAUUCAAUCUCAUUAUUAAAUAAAUCUAAUAUUUUACAUUAAACAGAUACAUGUCAGAGUUUACAAAUCAUUGUCCCCCAUCUUCUUCCCAAACUUAAUUACAGUAGGGAAAUAAUGUUUGCCACGUGUUUUGUAAUAUAUAAAAAUAAGAUAUGGUGCCAAGUUCUAGUACAAGCUGUGAUCUGACCUAGGUAGCAUUAUAUAUACACCCAUUUGGACAAAGUGCUGCCGUUAAUAUUAUUUUGGGGAGGCAUUGUCAAUGACCAUUUUCAUUUUUUGUGCAUUUUUGUAAUUAUCUUUAUAUUUUACAUUCCCUAUUUCCUAUAGUUUGUGCAUGAAAUAAAUAAAUACGGUAAUAAGCUACAUCGUUCUGUGUCUUACCUUUGCCUCCUCUGCCCCACCUCCUGAAGAAAAAAAAAAAAUCAAGCACAAAGCAUUUUCUUCUUGCUGGUUUUUGUACCUGUAUAUGUCAUAUCACAACUUCCUUCUUGUACUUCUCUCCUAAACUACAAUGUUUACAAACAUCAGCAAAUACAGUAAAGAUUUCUAGAAAUUGUAGUUUAGCUUGCACCUUUUAUAAUUUUAGUAGCUAAUUAAAUAAGUCCUAAAAGUGAACAGAACUGAAGAGAGAUAAAUUGUGUUGUAGGACUCACAGAAAAAACAGCAUACUGCAAUAUCUCUUUUUAUUGAACAGCAUCCCUUUUAGUGUGUCCCAAUAGUGAACAGGCAACAUUUCAACCCUUUUCUAGAUCUUUCUCAAGCUUUGAAAAAGUCAAGGUUGAAACAUUGCCUGUUCGCAUUUAAGGAAAAAUAUAAUUGGUGCUGCUCAUAGAAGGAACUGUUGCUUGUGUUGUGUUUUGUUAUUGCUUUUGUUUCUUUAAAAAGACAUGAGACUCUGGAGAGAGAGCGAGCUCUGAUUUUGAUAAUCCUCUACAAUUAAACUUGUGUGGUGCUUGGUUAAACAUGGCCAGGUCUUCAGAUAUCUGAAUGAUAGGCUCCUGAUUGGCCAAGCUACUUCCUGGGGAGGGCAGCACUUAAGGCUAACAAUGUAAUAUGAGUCUUUCUUAUUUUUUUAUUAUUUUGGAUUUGAUGAACGUCUGCUGGCUAGUCCUAUCUUUUUUGUAAAACUUUUCUUCUUCAUUUAAAGGAACACUAUAGUGACCCAGACCACUUCAUCUCAAUGAAUUAGUCUGGGUGCUGUGGUCAUUUGAGAAACUGCAAUGUUUACGUUGCAGGGUUAAGUCUGUCAGUAUGGCAGCCACUAAAGACUGUUCCACUGCACUGAUCAAGUGAAACUCACAUUAUAUGGAAGUCCCAUAGUAAAGUAUUAAUUCAAUGUUUUCCUAUGGAGAAGUUUGUACACAUGUGCUGCCACCAGAGGUGCUUCCACUGCACUAAUCGAGUAAAAUUCUGUCACGUGAUGCGGAAGCCCACAGGAAAGUGUUGAUUCAAUGCUUUUCUAUGGGUAAAGCAGCACACACGGCACGCUCUGUGAGGAGCAUUGGAUUGGACCUCAACAGAGGAUGCCAUGUCUUCUCCGUGACGUCGCUGGAGGUGAGGAGUGCCAAGUGAGCUUCGACACUGUAAAAAGCUAAAGAAAAUACAAUUUUUUAUAGUUUUUAUUGAAUACAGUGGAGCAGACACCGGAAUUCAGCUAGGGACGUUAAGAAUACAGAUUUCUAUUCCAAACGCUAUAGUGUUCCUUUAAUAAUAAAAAUGUGUACGUCAUAACUGUGCAUACAUCAUCAUAGUGCAGAGAAACUGUGAGUUUUCUAAACAUUCCUGUGGGAAUACAAAAUCCUAAAAUAUUGCUUUAUUAAAAAGAUUAAAAUACAUGUUGUCUAAAAUGAAACAAUUGUUGCAAGGCAUAAUUAUUUGACUACUGUGCAUUCUAAUUUAAAAAAUAAAACUGCUUUAUACUACUUCCCUGUUAAAACAAAUAUUAACUCUUGAAGUGCCAAACAAGCCUUUUGAUGUGGAAUUUAUACUUUGUGAGCCAACAGUCAAAUUUUUCCAUUUUUCUGUGUUUAGGUGAAAUGUUGGGAUUUGGGUUCCCUUUCUUGCUGUUGGUCGCUGACAUCAUUAGGUGGAUUUGCUUACACACUUGCUUUCUCCCCGGUGGCAGCUGGGUCUCUGGCUGUUGGGGUAGGAGAUAGCAUGAUCCGUGUGUGGAACACGCUCUCUGUUGUCAAUGCCUAUGAUGUGAAGACCCUGUGGCAGGGCAUUCGAUGCAAGGUCACUGCGGUAAGGAGCAUUUUUGCAUAUUAUAUAAAUUGGGUGGCAUUGCUGAUGCAGAGCUUUGUAGCAACUAACCUAUGUAAGGACUGUACAUGAUAUCGUUCUUAUUUACUUCUUAUUGACCUGCCCAACAGAAAUGUAUGGAUUACUGGUAAUGUGUUCUUCUGUUAAGGUAUAUCAAUGAAAUCUAAAUGAACAGCACUCAAUCCAUUAGCAAUAAAUGGGUGCAACCAGGCCAGGGGCUAGCACAUAUCCCCGCAAGGCUAGAUCCAGAAUAGAAGAAAAGGUCCAGACUCUCCACUGCACAGCAAGGCACAUUUGUUGGGUCGAUGUUUCACAGCAAUGUUUUAAAGCCUCAAAGGGUCUUUAUCAACGUUUCAACCUUUUGAAGGAUUGAUACAUUUCUGUGAAACUUUGUUCCAAUAAGUUUGCCUUGCUAAGCAGUAAAGUGCCUGGAUCUGUUCUUCUAUUCUGGAUCUUCUGUUAAGUUAUAACAUUUAAUCUAUGCAAUAAGCUAUUCAAAGUGUCAGUUAAUGUAGAAUGUGAGGUCACUGCAUCAUGCAUGUGUUUUCCUUUUACUCUCCAUGGGAAAUUUUGCUCCCCUCCCAUUGAUUUUGAAUGCAGUGCAGUGUGUCUUAUAGAGACACUGCUCUUUUACUCGACCAACAUUUUUUCUCGUAUCACCAUGUCACUGAAUGGACUAAGUGGUCAAGGAAGCCAGAGAAGCAUGUCUGCUUGCAUGGAUCAGACAUGCUUACUAUACAUCAAAGCACAAUUUCCCUUGCCAGUUUGAGAAAUCAGUUAAGCUGAAAUGCAGUAAAGCUGUUUUUUCAUAAAGCAUUCUGGAAGAUGAUAUAUGUGUGAUUUUAAUUUUUUUUUUAUAAUAUUCCAAUUGAGUCUUUCCUUUUUCUACAAAGAACCUAGUAAAUGAACAAGUGCUUUAAAAUUUCACAGGAUGAUGACAUGACCCCUUAGCUUCUUGGGACCAGUACUUAAAGGAACAAAUGUGUAUUCCCAGACCACUUUAUUGUUCUGGGUGCCUAUAAGGUCCUUGACUGAAGGGUCGGGUAAAGUCGUUACGUGUUGGCAUUGGAGCCACGUCAUUGAGAUUGGCUGGGGUAGUCCCUAACUUGUAUUUCUGUUUUAAAAUAUUGUUCAGUAACCUAAAUUUCAAUGCUUUUGUGUAUUCAUUGAAAGCGCUCUGUUCUAUAUACUGAAUCUAGAUCCUAGCUGUGGAUUUCAUAUGUAACCAUGCUCUCCCACAACUGUUGGUUGCCGCAUUCACCAAUGUGGGGACAUGCACAUUUUUUGUACCUGCUACUCCUGCCAUAUUUAAAGUGUACAUUUUUCUAGUGCAUACUUCAAUGUCGCCAGCAUUAUGUAUAAUCUAAAACCUUAAAUCAUAGGUGCCCUCUAAAUUAUACUUGCUUAUUUGUGGAAUGUUUGUCUAUGUAAUUAGUGUGUGUAAACUGAGAUGUAUACUUUAUUUUUUAUAUUAAUGUUCUGAAAAUGACCAAGAUUUUAGGCUAACAAGUAAAAUAAACCAUAUAGACUAUACUAAUGUUCACAGUUUUCAGAUCUCUCCAAACUUGGUAUGCUCUGCAGAAUUUUCUUCUUGUUUUGUUAUAUUCCUCUCCUCUGUUGUGUGCUCUGUGCAGUUGUCUUGGCAUCCAACCAAAGAGGGGAGUCUAGCAUUUGGUACUGAUGAUGGGAAGGUUGGAAUUUAUGAAGUCUACUCAAACAAGUAAGAAUAUAACCCCUCUCUGUUCCUUAUUAUGCCUUCACUAGAGCUAUGCAUUUCUUGUUUGUGCAGCUUGUUACUUCAGUUUUCUGUAAAAAUAUUAGCAAGACCUUCCUUUGUACGCAUAUAUUGGCAGUUAGAAACCUUGAAACAUAGCACAUGAUUUUUUAUGUUUAUAUGUGUUGCAUUUCAUUAAUAUUUCUGUACAUUAGUCAAACCAGAUAAUAAGUACAGUUUGCUUGAGAAAGGACAUGGAUCAGUACUAAAAAGUUCCUCUUCGCCAAGUGGUGCAUUUUCCAUGUAGAUUUGAUCAAUACAGCACCACGCUGCUCACUCUCACAUGGACAUUGGGCACAAUUUGUGCAAGCUGUACUAAUUGAUGCUACUGGAACUGCACUGAUUGGUGCUACAUAACGCUCACAGCAGGGUUGCAUAUACACCCCAAUACAGGGAUGAGGUUUCCAGCAGCAAAUGGGGAAAUCCUUAUUAUCAAAACAGAGAAGGGAAGAGCAACAGGGUCGGAUUGAUAGGACUACCUCAAAGUAUGAGGAAUACAUGGGGAGAAAGUGAGCUGGACUUGAGACAAGUAGAACAGAAAAGUGUAAAUAUACACCCCUUUCUUCACACUGCAUUCACAUACAUAUAUACAUUCCACGGAGUAACACUCACCCAGCAUUCACACAUUCACUGGCUUUUAAAAAAAAAAAAAAAAUCUUUAUUUUAUUUGUGCAUGAAGUAACAACAAGCGUGCAGAGCCACGACAGCCGCUGCAAGCAGAUUCAUAGUAUUUCAAAGUGUGGCAGGCUAAGCAGCACAUUUUUUUUUUUUUUUUCUCAUGAAAAUAACAGGCUAUAAGACAUUCGUGGUUUGCAAUAAACAUGCUAUGCUAAAUGUGUAUAUAACAGAAUUGUUCUCGCUUAAAGGACCACUAUAGUGCCAGGAAAACACACUCGUUUUCCUGACACUAUAGUGCCCUGAGGGUGCCCCCACCCUCAGGGACCCCCUCCCGCCCGGCUCUGGAAGGGGGAAAGGGGUAAAAACGUACCUUUUUCCAGCGCUGGGCGGAGAGCUCUCCUCUCCGCCUCCGUUACGCCCCGCCGGCUGAAUGCGCACGCACGGCAAGAGCUGCGCGCGCAUUCAGCCGGUCUCAUAGGAAAGCAUUUACAAUGCUUUCCUAUGGACGCUGGCGUGCUCUCACUGUGAUUUUCACAGUGAGAAGCACGCAAGCGCCUCUAGUGGCUGUCAAUGAGACAGCCACUAGAGGAUUAGGGGGAAAGCUUAACCCAUUCAUAAUUAUAGCAGUUUCUCUGAAACUGCUAUAAUUAUGAAAAAAUGGGUUAACCCUAGAAGGACCUGGCACCCAGACCACUUCAUUAAGCUGAAGUGGUCUGGGUGCCUAGAGUGGUCCUUUAAUGUUAUGGUAAGGUGUGUAGCCCUGCAAUUCGUGUGUGGACAGGCGUUUAUAACUAAGUCAACAUUGCAGCAAUUCAGGUUCUCGCUUGGUUAUUUAUAUUUGACAUUAUAAAUCAUGCUGCAGUGCGGUUGCGUUGUGCUAGUUUGUGCGUUGCUUGUAGGGUUGCUGUGUAAGUGCGUGCUUAUGAGUGCCAUGUAAACUUUGUGUGCAUAAGGUCACUACCUAGGCUAUUCAGUCAAGUCUAGCUACUAGAGAUCAGAACGUGAGCUAGUAUAAGAAAUAUAACUGAAAUGCAUACAUUUAGUUUUGUGACUCAGAUAACUAGCUAGAUAUGGAGGUAUGAGUAAUUAUCACAUUAGGUUGACAUGCUAAUAAACUGUGACAGGCUAAUAUUCCACUGGGUACUACACUGUAUAGAUUUUAGAUUCCAUCAACACACUGUAUAGAUAAAAUAAAGAGAGAGCUUGAAUAGAACAGGAUUGAACUGGAACAUAAUUGUAUCUUAUUUAUGUGUCUGUGUAAAUUUGUUUUUUGUUUCUUUAGACCGCCCCAGAUUUCAAGCACAUAUCACAAAAAAACUGUUUAUUCCCUAUCCUGGGGCUCUCCACUGCCUCCAGUCUCACUUGGUGAGUUUCAUAUUUAUGAUUUGUCAAAUUACUGCUUAACUUGCACAAGCAGUUUAAUGAGUCCCCAAAGAUUGCACGGUUUAGUGUUUGUUUUUUCCCUUUUCUUUCUUUCUUUUUUUUCUUUUUUCUUUUUUUUUAUUAUUUUCGAUUAAGGAAACAAAUAAAACCCACCACAAACAUUCUAUACACUUGGUUGCACCCCGUCUUACUGAUGUUGUAAUAAUUCUAUGCUCUAUAAUUGAGGGGUUUUAUUCAUUGCACAAGUAGUUUUCAUGCAUUUUUCCCCAAAUGAAUGAGAGGUUAUGAGUGAGUCUUUACCACAUGCGUACUUUUGCUUCACUCAAAUUAGAAAACAAAUGAGAGAAUUUAUGUCUAAAUGUUCCUCAAAAAGAACAUUUAGAUGUAGAUUCCUGCUGGAUGGUGAGCCUCUACCUCUUGAAAGAUGGUGAGGCGAAUGAUUGCUUGCUUUUGAAUUUAAGAAAUUUGCAUGUGAAAUUAUUCAAACAAAAUCUGUAUGGUGUUUUGUCACAGACAUUCUUCCUCAUUUAGUUUUAAUCAGUUAUGAAAGCAUAUUAAUAUAUUUUUAUAAGCUAAUGUCAAAUGAAGCAAGCCUUUCUUAAAAUUAAGUCCAUUUUCAUUUGACAAAGUUGAUCCCUUAAUAAAAGUUCCAGAUUCAUUUCAUGUUUUGGAAUUUACGAACAUUUAUUUUUUAUUUAUUUAUUUAGUUUUCACACAGAAGGAAAGUUAUUGGGGGACUUGCUGAAGUUUUGUUCAGUGCCUGUUCGGUUCAGUUUCCUUACUAAAUUGAGUUAUUUUUAUUUUUGUCUAUUCAUUUUUUCAUAAGUCUGUUUUCUUCAUCCUGGGAGCUUUCUUUCAUAAGCAUCAGCAUUCUCAAAUCAGCACUUCUGUGCACUUAUUUCACUGUAACCUUAAAUGUCUUCCAUGGUGUGAUUCUUACAGCAGCAGAAGGAGAGAAACCCGCUUUUACUUUAUACAGCUGCGGUGGGGAGGGGAUUAUCUACCAGCACAACCCUUGGAAACUGAAUGCCGAGGCUCACGAUAUUAACAAACUUAUCCGCGACACAAAUGACAUCCAAGUAAGUCUUUCUAAAACCAAUGCGUCAGUAUAAGCAAUAAAACGCUGCACCUUCUUUACAUUUGUUUGUAAAGUGAAGUUUAAGUUUGUAGCUUUUUGUUAGUUUAUCUUGACGACUGUCCUUGCAGAUAUGUCAGUACAAAUCAUUGAAUACUCUUUAGUCGAAUUCUUUAGUAAAUAAAAAUAUACCUUUUAGAAUGAGGCCUACUGUUUAAAGAUUGUCGGUUAUCUCAUCUGCAAAAUGUACUUGCAUUAAUUUAUAAAUUAUUUAUCUAUCCUGUCCAAACAGAGAUGUAAACAUCAGAAAGGCUAAAGAAAACACAAACCGUGCCAAGUGUCAUCAGCGGUUCAUUUCUCAAUCUUACAAUACACUACUCUGUCAUAUAACUGAGUACUGUAAUCUACACCCAAAAAAAACAUAUUUCUUUCUAGUAUUCUAUGAACUACAUUAUUUAUAUACAUAUUUUCCUCUUGAAUUGGCUACAUUUUAAUAAAGUGUAAUAGUAAAUGACUCCCUCUAAGACCAUAUCUAUCUCUUACAUUAUUCACUGCAAUUUGCAGUCCAAAACUUGCUUUGCUUUCCAUUCGGCAUGUUCAUAAUGAAAUGGAAUGUUCUCGCUGAGUGUUCCACUCUUAGAUGUUUUGCCCAUGGCUAUUUAUUAUAGUGACCCAUUGCGUUUAAGGUCAAAGUUCUACCUUUAGAGUCAGCUGCAAACUACAAAUAACUAAUUAUUGUCUAACCUAUGACCAAUUGUUGUUGCAUUUAGUUUAUGAGGAUUUAAUCUGCGCAAUCUUCAGUGUAAACUUUUUGCACAUUAUUUAGGAAAUAUAUUUGUAUGUUCUUUGUGGUGACAUUUUCCACCUCCUCUCCCACCCAACACACACAUCUUUCUCUCUUCUUCUGUUAAAUACAUUUUCUUCCAUGUCAAUCUUACCUAGCACAAGUUACCAAUCCACACAGAAUUGAACUGGAGAUCAGAUGGGCAGCAUUUAGCCAUCGGCAAUGAGGAUGGGUAAGUGGAUCUCGAGUUCUAGGUAGACAUUAUAUGAGUAAUCCUCAUUGUUACCUUUAUCUGAAUUUCUAUACUGUCAUUGUACUAUUACUUUCUGCUCUUUUUGCUUACUGUAUUUUAUUUCUUUUGCACAUUGGUGGCUGCAUCUCCUUGUGACAACGAUGCAGGAACAUUGAGAUUUUCCGUACCCCAAACUUAAAGCUCAUCUGUACUAUCCAGCAGCAUCACAAGUUGGUGAACGCUCUGAGGUGGCACCAUGAUCAUAGCGAAGAUGCCAAUCUCCACUUUCUUCUGGCCUCUGGAUCUAAUAAUGCUGUUGUCUACAUACAUAACUUGAAGGGAGUUCUAGGUAUGAACCUGUGAAUAACAUGUUUUGUGGGGGGUAUGGUAUGAGCAGCAUGACCAAUAUGUUGUCUGCCUAAUGUUUUAGAACAGGUACCAUUAAUGGGGCAUAGAUGUUCCACAACUGUUCCCAUUGUCUAUUUUCAGUUGCCGAACCAGCAAUGAAACUGAUAACGAAUGUAUCAUUAUAUAAAACGGGCACUUUAGCUUGCCUUAAGUACCAUUUCCCAUUCAAAGUAUAAGAUGCGAUUGUUAUAAAUCGUAAUACAGUGACUAUUUCUGUGCUAGACUACAUUAUAAAGUGCUUUGAAAGUACAGAAAUAUUGUCCCCUCUGUUACAGAUUUGGUCUAGCCCAAGUGUAGCGGACACUGUACCAUGAUUGACCGAUAUUCUCUCAAUGAUUAAGCCAUGUGACAUAAUGUAAAGGCUAACUUAUCUGCUAUUCUGUAAAUGUUUCAGUUUCACCCUUCUUGAUUUACUAACAUUUGCCCUAUCUCCUAAGUCUUUAAUGCCCUCUUCUAUUUUUUUAUACAGAGUUAGCUCUCUUUCAGUCACACUGGAAACCCUAUCUCACUCUAAUUACUCUUCACUGCCAUAACCAAAACUGUUGAUUGGACUUUUCUAAAUUUUUCAUCUUUUAAAUGCAGAGAGCUCCUGUGAUUCUCCUGUGACCAUCACCGAACCAUUCCGUACCCUGUCUGGGCACACUGCAAGAAUCACAAGCCUCUCUUGGAGCCCUCAUCAUGAUGCCAGGCUGGCAUCGGCCAGUUAUGAUGGCACAGCCCAGGUAAACUAAUUUAUUAAUCCAUUUUAAUAGAGUUGCUUUACUUGCAAGAACAUACUUUCCCUGCUCUUAUAGACUUAUUUUUUCCCAUUUGACUUCCUUCCAUUAUUUAACUUUCAUUUUAAAAGAACACUUUGUAUGUGUGCUUGUGUAUAUUGGUGGAAUAAUGUGUUUUUGUAGCAUGGUGAUUUGAGUCUGAAUGUGCAUCUUUUUUUUUAGAUGUGAUACUUGUAUUGCCUACAUUGAUGUUUGUGGGAUAGAGGUUGCAUUCAGGAAUACCAUUGUACAGCUUUGGUUGUGUAUUCAUUGUAUACUGGUAGUCUUUAUCAUAAGAAGAAUGUGGAUUAUGUGUCAGUCACACAUAAUGAAACUUUUUUCCAUGUCAGGUUUGGGAUGUUCUGCAGGAGGAACCACUCAGUAAUUAUAGGGCACAUAAAGGAAGGCUCCUCUGUGUUCAGUGGUCUCCUUUGGAGCCAGACCAGGUGUGGAGUGGAGCAGAUGACUUCUCUGUCCAUAACUGGUCCAUAGCAAAGCAGGAGCACAGCCGGCCUCCCAAAGGUAAGUGCAAAACCUUGUCUUGUUCCCUAGUACAGUGGUUCUUAACAUUUGUUUUGGGACCCAACAAUUUGUCACUGUAUUAAUUUAAUGGGUCUUCACUUUUUUUGGUGCAGACAGGUUAUUCACCAAGUGCUAGACAGCCAUCCACAGUACAUUGUGUACUUUAGUGGCAUUGUAUUCUCUUUUGACACUGGGAAUAGUCAAAUUAAAAUGUUUUGCAAACAUAUUUUAAUAGUAAUCCUGUUAAUUUUCCAGUUGCAAAAGCAGAUGCCAUGUACAAAAAGUACCACUUCCUUAGUGCAAUGCAAGACAAUUUGGUAAUUGAGCUCCUAAAAUUCCUGAGUGGAAAUCAUUGUGCUUUAACCUGUAACUAUUACUUAUUCAGAGUCAUAUUUAAAAAUAUAAAUAAAAAUGAUGUGCUAACAAAUAGUAAAAAAAAAUACUUGUAUUUAAAAGGGAUUUUAAUAUAAUUUUCUGGACAAAUUAGAAAUAAACAAUAAAACAUCUAGUGCAGAGCAUCUGUACAAUUAACAUGUAGGAACAAAACAAAAAAUCUUUUGGUAUUCACCUCACUGGGUCUGAGUGGAUUGUGUGCCCCUCACACUUUAACAGUCGCAGAGGGAUCAGAUUAGUGAUUGGUGGAUCCACCAGGAAAAAACCCGAACUGGUAGUGCCUUAUAAAACUUUUAUUUUCUUCAAUAGAGAUAAAGACGUUAAAAUAAAGAAGCAGGUAGAGCCUGAGGAGCCUAAAUGCUAGAAAGUCACUUUUAUCAUUAUUGUACUCGUGGCGCUUCCUUGCUGCACACUGUCUUAUGUCUAUCUCCUCACAUGACGUGUUUCGCUCCGCCCCUUAGGACUUUUUCAGAUGCAGUGAACAUAGUCUGGUACAGCAGUAGUAUGUACUGUUACAAAAUGUAACACUAUACUGGUGAUCGAAUCGAAAUUUUAAAAAUUCUACAUCGAGGUUGUUGAACAAAUUAAAGGGGCGGGGGGGCGGGGCCUGACCGCUGAGAGCAGAGGAUGCAAACUCGUAUAGCUCCUGCUCUGCGGCAAUAAAUAAACGGAUUCAGACAGCCAUAACGGGAUCUGAUCGGUCCAAAAAGACCUCCAGAUGACAGGCAAAACCCAGGGGCACACAACAAUGCCACACAAGUUACGAUCCCGGCUUACUGCACCUGUGAGGACUACACACAUGGCCGGCGUGAGGGAGACGGCCGCUCCCCCGCUGGCACUGGCUGCUGACAAGCGGAGACCAGACCCUCGUUCUCCCCCCCCCCCCAUGGACCGGUGGGGGUCAUCCCGGUCCAUCCUCGGGAGACCCUGAUACAGCCCCGCAAGAAAGCCGUGGCGACUCAGGGGCCUGCCACAAGCGACGACGCAGCACCCAAAAUGGUGGAGGUGGUGUGCUUCCCCAGCACUCACAGUGAGCUGACAGAGGCCGAGCAUCGGCUGGACAGGGCCUUCCAAAUCUUCAGGGAAAAGCUGGAGGCCCUUCUGUUCCCGUCGGACCCAGAGGCUGAGCCGGUAACCGGGCCACACGCUCACCCACACAAGAUCAGGCGGGAGGAAGCACAGGCUCCCCCCGGUAUCGGACCGCACAGAGUGCCGGAGGCAACGAGACAGCCACAGGCAGCGGGAGAUCAGAGAUCAGAUCCGCAAGAACCCAGUCAAGCCCAAAGACUUACCUCAAGGCCCAAAGCUUCACCAGCAAUGGCGAAGGAGCGGCGCUUACAAAUCAUGACAGACAGACAAACGCUUCCAUCACCUACCGGAGGCUACUACGGGGGGCCGUCCACAAUACCUCCCCAGGCCGAAGACCACACGGAGUCAAACUCCGAAACACUGACCACAUCGCCGGAGGCUUGCCCACCACUGGCGGCGGCAUAACACCCAAGCCCCACUCAGCACCCAACGAAGGGACGACCCGGCCUCUCUGAGUAACCAAGUCGGUGGAUGACGGGUGCAGACCUUCAUAAUGACCUGGGACUGGAGGAUGGCCGUUGCCAACCCGCACUAUGCCGCACCCCAAUGGAAUUCCCGGAAUGACAGUGCCACCCUUCCCACUCUACCGGCCCGCGCUGCGGUCAUACCAAGCAGAGGUAUAGGCUGAACUAGCCCUUCGAACUGGCAUCCAACCAACAACACUCUCAACCAAGGGCAACUGGGGACCUAGCCUGAGCAGCCCUCAUGGACUCUUCUUGCUGGAUUAUCACCUACAGUUAAACUCACCACGCUGCUCACUGGCAUAAAUUUUCCGCUACAUGAAACUAAAACGUGUUCUCAAUUUUACCUUUUUUUCUACAAACAUGAGUAUACAGACUACCCAUGGGCCUCAACCACCCACUGAUCAGCUGACUCUCUCACACAGGCAGGCAGGCCUCAGCAACGCCUCUCUGAGGGACAAUAUUUUACCAGCGGCCGGCUCAGGCUAAGUACCUCUCAAAAAUUACGCUGACUGUAUUGAACUUGCCGUACCAUAAUGAUUAGACAGCCUAGUACUGUCAACUCUGCCAGGAUCUCACUGUUUAUAAGUUAGCCUAAUGGAUACCCUCAGACUGCCCCUGUUUUGCACCCUCUUCUAUGACACACUCUCUGUUGCUGACAAGAAAUAAUCAGCCCCAGCACUUUAAACUUAGUCUCACACACUAUAAUGCAUCAACGCAACUAUACCAAAUAUUAAGUCAUUAUAGUCUACAACCUGUUUAGCUAUACCUGUCAAUGUGGAAAUGUCAUACCAAGCCACAUGUUAUUGAUGGCACAAUUUAUGCUUAUGAUUUCAAACACUAGUCACUACCUUACACCUAGGUAUAACGGUGAAGCUAAAAAGUUUAACACAGAACAAGGAAUGUUAGCAUGUACCCUACUGAUACCACAUGUUUUUUCUGCUAUGACCUCACAUACUACUUAUUUACUGCGUGCCUAAGUUAUUACAUAGCCUAAUGUUACUUUUAAUAGUCUAUCUGGAUAGGCAUGGCUACUAGCUACAACAUGCUUUUGUUACAAGACAAGUUAACACAAUUAAAAAAUGAGGCAUCACUACUCAGGAAAUGUAAUCUUUCAUCACCUCUGCUGAAUCCACUUAGAGAAGGAAGUGAAGCAACGAAUCUAGUGUCGCAUCACUUCCGCGAAGGUGAAAAUAAUCUACCUAGAUAUGGGGGUAACCCAGUACUGCACAUAUACCACAACUAAAGUCAAAUAUAUGCUAAAGGGGUAUACAAGACACAAGUAAUUUCCCAUAAGUAUAAACAAAUCAACAAAUAACUUAAUUGCAAAGGGGGUGGAGAACAAAUUCUAAAUACCUCUACAGUAUAGGUGUUAAUUGACUAGACUGUAAAAAAUUACCAUUUAGAACCAAUAUCUAAAACAUUUCUUGAAAGGAGCAGUUCAUCAGAGCCUUUAAUAGAUUUCCCAGAGGGCUAAAAGAACUACAAACGUCUCUUAAUAAAAAUGUAAUCUUAAUGUAAACAUUUGAGACAGUUUUUCUGGUAAUAUCCAGACAUAAAUUACAUUUAGUAGCACAAGUUUCUGUGUUUUUAGUACAAUUUAUGAACUACUAUCAACGUCACUCUCCGUAGUAAAAAUAUAGUAAAGGGAAGCUGGGAAUCACAUAAACCGGGAAACAAAGGUUACCAAACCUGAUCUCCUAUUGCUGACUGGGAAAAUGCAGUAACCAAUGUCACAAUAUAUUGGCUUUCCAAGUAUACUACAAGCCCCAUCUGCCACCACCACCCCUCCCCACUAUCUGCAAACAAAUAAAACCAUUACUUGCUCCAAAAAAAAAAGGGCAAAUAAGUGUUAAGCAACACAGUGCCUGAUGCGUGUUUUGGCGCUAUAGCUGCACCUUCACCCGGGACACAGAACCAAGCAUUGAAAGUGCCAACGUGUAUAUAAUAUCUUUAACUUUGAGCAAUGAAGCUGAUCCACCAAUCACAGAGCAGAGGGAGGGGAAGAGACGAAGGAAAAUACCCUAUGUAACACGAGCACCAAUCUGCUAUUUUGGAAUGAGUCCGAUUUCAAAACCUUCUUCCAGAACCACACCUCCAAUCAAACAUAAAGGGAGUGAUCCACAAUAGUGUAGAGCACAUCCACUCCUUAUACCACUAACAGUAAAUAUCGAGGGAGUGGUAGCAUACUGCUAGCACUAACCCCAUCAUUAAAUUACCAGUUAGAGAGUAUGGCAGGUGGUACCCUUAGUACCCACAGCCAAUCUGAAAAUACUUUGGCCGAAAAAACAACUGCAAGACGCCUCCUUCCAACGCGGCUCCUCCUGGAAUCUCAAAAGAUUAACACCCACACUUCAGUGAUUACAUGAUGAUUCUUGGCAAUAAAAUUAUUUAUAUCUUUAUACUCAUUGGCACUUAUUUGUGUCUUGUAUGCCUUUAGGGUAUAUUUGACAUGAGUUGUGGCAAAAAUAAAAAAAUAAAAAAUGUUUUGCUCCUAUAUGCCAACUGUACAGAUGUUCUGGACUAGAUGUUUUAUUGUUUAUUUUUAAAGGUGCUGUCCAGAAAACUACAUUGAAAAAGCUUUUAAAUAUAAGUAUUUUCUGAUUUAUUUAUUACUUGUUACACCAUUUUUAUUUAAACUUUUAAAUAUCACUCUGGAUGAGUAAUAAUUACAGGUUAAAUCACAAUGAUGUCUCUCUGGCAUUUUCGGAGCUCAAUUACCCAAUGGUCUUGCAUUGUACUAAGGUUAAUAAUAAGGGAUAUUCGCUUUAUUCUGUUUGGUUGCUGCAUUCAUUUUCUGCAUGUGAUAUUUGUUUGCACGUUAUAUUACCUCCUUGUUGGCGUUUUUAACUUCACUACUUUAAACACUGGCACAUAUUAAAAUGUGCCUUUUUAUCCACGUAUUGUUAAAAGUUUAUUGGAAGAACAGCAUGGAAAAACCUGCUUUUUGCAGCUAUUUUCUAAUUAUUACAUGAUUGCAGGCAAAAAAGCAGCUGAGCUAGAAAAGAAACGUUUUGUUCUGACCAAACCUAAACCUAAGAAAAAGAAGAAACCAGACAGCCCUAAACAAGAGGUGACCGCAGAUGUAAUGGGAGGUGAAACAGAUAAUCUUUCUUGUGCACAGAAUGGGACAUCUGAUCAAGAGGAGGAUCAUAUGACUUCUGAGCAGAUGACUUUGGAGAAAGUUCCCCAGGAAGGUACUGUACCUGUAGUGCAAAGAUGGUGACCUAGUUUCUGCAGUUAUUUAGGGCCAGUAACAUAUUUAGGUUCUUGGCUGCCCCAGGCCUGUUUAAUCUAUACACUCCCUCACAAAUAUACAUAGACGGACAAUUAUUCACAGUCCCAUAGAUAGCAAAGGCAAACAUACACACACACACACACCAUUACUAGCAUACACAGUCACCCAACUGCUUAGAGGUGACUCUGGACUUGAACAUGAUUCCCCCACUGACAUCCAUGUCCCAGAUAGAGUGCUAGUCCCUCGCCUAUUAUAAUAAUAAAGAUGCCUAAGGACUCUUUCAUUUUAACACUUUAGUAUUUUAACUGCUCUGUAUACAGCUAUGUGCUUCAUAUGGUUUAUUAGGCUAAACGCCCGAACAUACUGCCUGCCCGCUGCCCGGAACGGCAUGUCCUGGGAGUUGAACGAUACAAAUUUCACAUCCCUACUCCUCCUGUAUGAAAACUGUAUUCUUAAAUGUUUUAUUUUUUUUAUUUUCUUAAACUUGCAGCUGCUUCAGAAACUCAGGCUCAACCCAUUUUGUCAUCAUCACCUGCUUUAGAGGACCAUAGCUUAAGCCCAUCCCCUAAGACCAUAACUCUAAGAAAAGAUCAUCUUAAAGACAGGACAGGUAAAGGUAUAUCUCAUCCUGUAUGGAUUUUUUUUCUGUCUUAUCAGGAAAUCUCAAAAUUAAAACAUUGAAAAAGAUGUAUUUUUGCCAUUUCAGUGUAACACCUUAAUAUGCAGUGAUCAUAUGCUAAAACUGAUCUAAAAAUGGCUUUGUUUUUAUGUCUGACCUAUGUUGAUCUCUUACGAAAAUGGGAGCAGUAUUAGCAAUAAUUGUAAUGAAAUGGCACUGAUCCUGAAGAAUGGGAGGUAACUCCUAGUAUUUGAAGUAGAAGGAGAAUUGGUUAAGAGGGCUAGGGAUGUAGAUUGAAAAGAGUAAGACUCAAAUGUAAGACUGCCUAUUGUAGUGGUUCUGGUGCAAACAGACUGUCCCUGCAGUCUCUCAAUUGUAAACACUGCCGUUUGUAAGUAAAAACAUUGUUUAGAUUGAGAUGUUAGAACACCUCAAUGAGACAGGAGCCAUUAGAGCUGCUUUCUGUCGUGGUCUUGGGACAUUUGCAAGACCGACGUUCUACGUCUUCAUGCUCAGCAUGAUGACACAAAAUUCUUCCCAUAGAAAUGCAUUGAGUUAAUGCGUUUCUAUGAGGUGAUGCUGAUUGGCGCAGUGGGCCAUUAUAUAAGCAAGCAUUUGACAACCUACUAGUGAUCUUAGCCGAAAGAGGAGCGGCAGCUUGCUCAAUGGCUGGUUAGAAGGUAAGUAUUCUUACUUAUUUUAGUGUUACUAAACUUGCAGGAGGCCACACUGUCGUUAGAAAUACAGGUUUGUAUUUCUAAAAUUAGAGUACUCCUUGAACUUUAAGUAGUUAAAAUAAGAAAUCUUUAUCAAAUAUUCUAAAAGCAAUGCAAAUGCAGACUGUCAUUGUGCCGAGGUUGCCGGUGACAAUGCCUGUCUAUAUAUGUGGUCAUAGGGAUGACUAAGGCUUGUAGAGACUGAUAAUGACCACUAGAUGGUGUCAAUAUCUUUCGAAAUCACCAGUCAUACCCACUUGGCAUGUGAGAUUAAAUGUAAAGGUAUACUUCUGCUACCACAACAACACUAUAAUCAAAUUAUUAGCAGCCAGAUUACUAAGAAUUAAGGUAGGAGGAACUAAGCUGAAUUAUUAAUUUAAACUCACCCUACAGAUGAUAGCGAUGCACUCCUAAACGUUGCAUGAAUUAGAACUCAGUCAUAGCAAUUGGGGAUGAAUGGUUAUGACUAAGUGUUCUAAUUAAUGAUUAGUCCUUAAUAUACCUGAAACAGCAAAAGAAUUGGAAAUAUAACAAAAAUAAAAAAUAUGUAGUAACAAAAAACUACCAGUAGGUGUCACCAGAGGUUAAGAAAAAAAUAUUGAAAUUUAGUCUUUCUAUGUCUAGUAAUAAAAUUUAACUUUUAAUCUGUUAAUACAUAAAAUAAAACAAGUAUGACAAGCAAUAUUAAAAUAGGGUCAGUAGUCAUAAAUCUGUCUGUAGGAUACCAGUACAGAUCCUAUUUACAAAGUUGAUCGUUUAGUAUAUUUAACCAAUAUCAAUCAAAAUUACUACACAAGAUAAUCAGUCCUGAGGUGUCACCCUUAGUUAUAUAAAGCAGUUCCAAUUAAAGGACCACUAUAGUGCCAGGAAAACAUACUCGUUUUCCUGGCACUAUAGUGCCCUGAGGGUGCCCCCACCCAGCUCUGGAAGGGGGAAAGGGGUUAAAACUUACCUUUUUCCAGCGCUGGGCGGAGAGCUCUCCUCCUCUGAUCCUCCUCUUCUCCUCCCCGUCGGCUGAAUGCGCACGCGCGGCAAGAGCUGCGCGCACAUUCAGACGGUCACAUAGGAAAGCAUUCAUAAUGCUUUCCUAUGGACGCUGGCGUGCUUUCACAGUGAGAAGCAUGCAAGCGCCUCUAGCGGCUGUCAAUGAGACAGCCGCUAGAGGAAAUAGGGGAAGGCUUAACCCAUUCAUAAACAUAGCAGUUUCUCUGAAACUGCUAUGUUUAUAGAAAAAAGGGUUAACCCUAGCUGGACCAGGCACCCAGACCACUUCAUUAAGCUGAAGUGGUCUGGGUGCCUAGAGUGGUCCUUUAAUACUGAGUUUAACUAAGGAUGUAAUCCUCAAAUUGUUUUGUUUAGCAGUUACACAAGGCAGAUAGACCUAUCUCUGUGCUGUUAAUAUAGAUACAUUUCUCAUACUGUGUAUUAAAUCAUUACAAAGUAGCAGUCUUUGAUUUAUAAAGUAUCUGUCUGGUUGAUUCUAAAUAGACCUGAAUAUCUUGCAUAGAAUAGUGCAGACAGAUCAGAAAAAAUGUAUCAGUGAAAGAAAAAACGGGUUUUAUUCUAUAGAACAGACCUGCUGUAUUUCUGAGCUUCUAUUGCAGGGGUAGGCAACCUUUUAGCAGCACUGUGCUGAUAUAGGAUUGUGAUGUCCCAUAGCAUGUCGAUCCUUUUUUUGCAUUGAGGUGUGUAUGUUGCUGUAGUCUGCUUGUGUUAUUAUACUGUAAUUGCUUUGUAUCGUUGUAUUUGUGCGUAUAUGAGCUAUUAUAUUGUAUAUGUUCAUUAGUAGUUUAUGGUAUCGUGUAUGAUACCUAUGAAUGUGGGCUGUGUAUGGGGGCUGCUUGUGGAAUUGUGUGUGUGGAUUGGUAUGUCACAUUGUGUGUUUGGUAGUAUGUGGGGGCUGUUUGGGGUAUUGCAUGUGAGAGGCUGCAUGUGGGAUUGUGUGCAUGUAUGUGGAUUGUUAGUGGUGUUGUGUUUGUGCGGAUUGUGUGUAUGUUUGUUUGUGGGCUGUUCAUAUUAUUUGGAUGAGGGAAGGCUUAUUCUGCAUUUCUGUGUAUAUCUAGCAGUGUGGGUGGCUUCACUGGGUUCCAGUGGGGACCAGGCUGGCCAGGUACAGGUCAAGGACAGAAGCUGCAACAGCAGCUGCAGGCUGCUCUACUUCAGUGUGGAUUCCCAUUCACAAGUGCUGUGAGGAACUGAUCUGAGAUCACUUCCUCUAUGUGCUGCAAUGCAUAAAUUGAGGAUUUUCCUUCACCACCUUUUCGUAUUAGCAGAUAUUUAAAGUUUCACUGAGACUCCUGAUAGGCCAGAGCCUGUUUGGCUCUAGCAGCCUUGAGUGCCGUGCAAAGACACCUCGAGUGCCGUGCAUGGCACUAGUGCCGUAGGUUGCCUACCCCUGUUCUAUUGAAUAGUUCAUAUUGAAAUAAGCAACACAAGGUACUUAAAUCAGUAAGCUAAUGCUUAUCUUAUAGCUAGUAUGUAGUUCUUGGGGAAAAGAUUCUUCUCUCAUUUACCUUCAAGGGCAACCCUUAAUAAAAAAAAAAAACCUGUCUAUUCUGUCUUAUGCCCACCACUCAAAAUUAGUAAUAAGUGAAAGUAAAUAGUCGAUCUUAGGACUGCUAGAUCCCUAAAAAUGUCCAGGACGUCUAUACAUCAGGUCAGUAUUCUGUCAGUGCAGAUCUCUGCAAUUACUGAUUAGAUGUCCUGAGCCCCUCACGCGCGCGUUUCGCCAGAAUCGCUCAUCUCUAAUUAAGGCUCGAUAAAAGCUUUUGUUCAUAGUCCUUAAUAUACCUUCAGCUAAAAGUCUAACUAGUGUAUAUGUAAAAACCGCUUGUAAAAGCUGCAGGUCUCUUUUCUAAAGCUUUUGCAAUCUCUCCUCUGUUAACUCCGCCCACACUUUCGAUGGCUGUCCAAUCCCAGACUUCCCAAUGCAGCUCAAUGAGAAGUCUUUGUAAGGCAGAUGCUCUUGGCAAUUGCUGCCUCUUAGAUUUAGCUCCACUGAACUUAACAAACCAGGAAAUAACACAACCUGUUUUCUAACGAACAGCCGGGGUGUUGGACCAAGGUUAUCUUAUAAAAGUGGAAAUUUCUAUUGAAAUCUACUCUUUUUUUCAAAAAACCAAAACAUGAUGACACAUUCUCCACACCUAAAGCACUUCAGGAAGUUAAGGUGCUUUAGAGGCCUAGAGUGUUCCUUUAAGUUUCACUUUUUUUAAAUCUAUUUUCAUGAUCCCUUCAACCAAUUUUCCUUUGACUUUUGUCAAUGGCUCACAUGUUACUGUUGCAGAUCAGAAGUUCUUAACUUGUUCUGUAAAAGUUAUAAUACUACAUGAUUACUCUGCUUGGUUUAAAUGAUUUAAUCCAUGCUUCCUUUGUUGCUUGUUCUCUCAUAGAGUUCCCCAGCAGGAAAAAAAAGCCUCGCUCUCUGCUUCCACUCAGCACCAGCAAGGAUCACCGCUCCAAGGAAGAUCAGCAUCAGGAUUGUGUGAAACUGGCAACAGCUUUAUGUGUUAAAGGUAGCAGGAAUGCAUACUUAGUUUUUUUUACAAUAUUCUGUGUAUACCUAAGGAGUGAUUCAUUAAAUGCAAAUUGCUAUUUUCCUCAGUGCCUGAUAGUACGUGUGCAAUUUUUUUGAAUCAGAUUUGUGAAUAUGAAUGUGAGCUAAAACGUUUUAUGUUCUUUCCUUGUAUAAGCCACAACCACUUUUUCCAUAUAAAUCCUUGUGUUGGGGUGCCUAGCACACAGUGUUAUUUUCCCUUGAAGCUGUAUACAUUGCAGCAGAUUAAUCUUUUGCAAUUCUUAUUAUAGGCUAGUAAGUGAAUUUGUGAUAAUGUUGUCACUCACAUAAAUAAUAAUAUUCAUACAGUCCAGUGCUAAUUAUUGCAAUGAGGUUACAAACAAACCAAAUUACUAUUGCAUUGAAGAAAAGCUGAUGUAAGCCUUGCUGGUUAGAGCUGUACAUUUUCACAUCGUAUCUUGGUUAAUAUAAGUCAGGAAAUGAUCAGGUGUGUCAGUGACUGCAAAGAAAGUCAAUGUCAAUUCUAUCUUUUUUUAUUUUCUGUUCCCUCCAGAAUUACAAGAAGGAAAUCCUGCCCUUUCAGAGGACGCUGUGCAUCUGGGACUCUACAGUGAUCGCGCUACUUUGUAUCGUCUGAUGGAAGAAGAAGGUUUGUUAAAGGGAUAAUACAAGCACCAAAAUCAUUUCAUCUUAAGGAAGUUAUUUUGGUGUACAGAUGCCGCUGUUUUUCUGUUUCCUGAGAAAUGGCAGGGUUUACAUUUUGCAGUCCCCACGUCUCUUGUGGCUGUCACUCAGACAGACCUCUGUAUUUAUGUAGACUUAUGUGAUCUGAAUACAGGCGGACAUAUAGAUAGUAGAGCCUGGUUCUGUUUAAAAAAAAAAAAUUGUUUUAUUUCUUAUCAUUAAUAUUCCUUUAACCCCUUAAGGACCGAACUUAUGGAAUAAAAGGGAAUCAUGACAUGUCACACAUGUCAUGUGUCCUUAAGGGGUUAAAGGGACACUAUAGUCACCAGAACAACUACAGCUUAUUGAAUUUGUUCUGGUGAGUAGAAUCAUUAUCUUCAGGCUUUUUGCUGUAAACACGGUCUUUUCAGAGAAAAUGCAGUGUUUACAUUACAGCCUAGUGAUAACUUCACUGGCCACUCCUCAGAUGGCUGUUUGAGAUCCUUCCUGGGUCAUGGCUGCCUAAAAUGCAUCCAAACAUUCAGUAUCUCCUCCCUCUGCAUGCAGACACUGAACUUUCCUCAUAGAGAUUCAUUGAUUCAAUUCAUCUCUAUGAGGAGAUGCUGAUUGGCCAGGGCUGUGUUUGAAUCAUGCUGGCUCUGCCCCUGAUCUGCCUCUUUGUCAGUCUCAGCCAAUCCUAUGGGGAAGCACUGUGAUUGUAUCAGGCUAUCAGACUUCUAAUGAUGUCAGCAGACUGCUUGUUUUUUUUUUUUGAGGCAAACAGCAUGCAGAGUUACAGCUUCUGGCUUGAAUACAGUAAGAUGUUGCUAUAUUUAUGAAGGCAUGAGGGGCUCAGGGGGGCUAGAUGGUGGUUUUAACACUAUAGGGUCAGGAAUACAUGUUUGUGUUCCUGACCCUAUAGUGAUCCUUUAAAUACUUUCACUAAUCCUACUUGUUGUCUGUUCUCUUUACUUAUCACUUAUACAGGAAAAGCACACCUGGAGAGUGGGCACCCAGAGCUGCAGCAUCAAAUCAUGCUAUGGAAAGGGGACUUAAAGGGAACCUUGCAGCUUGCUGCUGAAAGAGGAGAACUGACAGACCAACUAGUGGCUUUGGCUCCGAUGGGUAAGUCAAUUAGCAGCCGAUUGCAACAACUAUACUUGUGUUAAUAAAUAGGAACCUAAACCUUUGAGACGGUAAGAGUGCUGAGCGUGCCCAUAACAUGGUAUGAUAUAUGUAUGUAUCAUACCGUAACUUCCAUAGAGCAUCUGCAUUUUUCUUUGCUUGAAAGGGUGGAACCAGACACAUAGAUUACCGGUGAGUGGGACUGUAAGGAAACAUACUCCAAUGGGUUUAUUCACUAAUGGCAAAGUUUUUAGCAGUCUGCAAAGCACAGGCUAAAUGAGGUUUAAACAUAUUUAAAGAAACAAAAUAAAAAAAUGUUUGCAGCACUCCAAAAAAAUACUGUUUGAAUAAAUUCCACAAGCUAAUUUUCUGAUGUACAAGUUCAAUUAAAUAAUUCACCAAGCUAUUGAGUGUUGGACAUAAAAAAAGAAGAAAACGUGCUCAUAGUGUAACAUUGCAAAGAUCAAAACCAUCAUUAAAAACCAAACUGCAGUCACACAUUUAAAAGCAUCCUUACAAAUGAAUUCACUUCAACUGUAAAUUCAAAAUAUAAGAAUUUCACCUGCCUGUGGAACAUCACACUAAAAGGAAAACCAUAUGCUUCUUGCGCUAUGUGAUGUAACUGAUGCUGUCAAAAAUUCUUCCUUUAUUAUCCGAUGUGGUUUUUGCAGACACACAGACGUUGAGUUUUUGUGUUUGUUUGUGUUAUUCUGGCCUAGAUUUUUCAAUUAGUGCAAGAAUAAAAUUUUCCAAAAGCCAUAUAUCCUCGACUAACCGCAAAGAUUGCCUCUUUCCUAUGUCUCCAUAGCUGGAUACAAGGUCUGGAUGUGGACCGUUGAAGCCUUUGUUAAGCAACUUUGCUUCCAGGAACAAUACAUAAAGGCUGCAUCCCAUCUUCUUUCCAUUAACAAAGUCUAUGAAGCUGUGCAACUCCUGAGGGGAAACCAUCUUUACAGGUCAGUGAAUGUGAUAGAUGCAUCAUGGACAGCCUUGCUUUCAAGCAAAAUAUGUUGGAUGCUUCAUAGUAUAGCUUUAUUAAAGCUGCACUGUUGGGUCUCAUUCAUUGAUUCAUAGUUUUUUAUUACAUAUACACAAGACAAAGUAUAACCAUUAGAAUAUAAAUAUUUUCUGUUUUUGUUUAUAUUGUAAUUACAUCUUUAUUUGCCAACUUUGGCUUUUCAGUGUGAUUCAGCCUUUAACUGAACCUGUUAUGUUUAUCUUAUCACAUAAUGUCUACAUCAGGUCUCCACAACCUGCGGCCCCCCCAGAUGUUUUAAACUACAACUUCCAUGAUAACAUGGCUAUGUGUUUCAUUCAAUGAAUCAUAGGCAUUGGCUAUCUGUUUUAUUCAAAUAUUCAUGGGAGUUGUAGUGCAAAACAUCUCGGGGGGGCCAUAGGUUGUGCAGGCCUGGUCUACAUGUUAUAUUCUAAAGGGAAAUUGGGAACACACCUGAACAUGCAUUUCUCAGCAAUGGUGCUGCCGUAGGGACCAAAAUGUAUACAAUAUCAGACCAAGGAGCUCAGCACACAUAAAAAUACAGUUUAUAUUUAAUAUUGCAAAAUGAAUGUUCUAAAAAACACAAUACAAAAAAUACAGUGUGUAAACUAAACAAUGAAAGUGAUAGUGCUUUGAUGUAUGUACUCAGAAUGCAAAUUAUAUAUCUGCACUGUAUCAAAUGAAAAUAAUUAUUAAAGUGACGUUGCUAUCCAAAAUGUCCUCAAAUUUAUCAUUUCCUGUGGUCACCACCAAAGGGGCAUCUGAAAUAGGGGGUGGAAUUUUUGACCCAAACGGAAUCUGGUCUGGACUCCAAACUUGCAUAGUAAAGUAAAAAAAGGGGAAUUAGGGGCACACCCAGAACAUGCAAUUCUCAGCAGUGGUGUUGACUUAGAGACCAAAAAUGAUACAAUACACAGAUUAAGGAACAGCGCACAUAAACAUAGAGUUUUACAGAUUUUAUGUUGUGUGAGGAGUAGAUAUUGUGUAAGUGCAGGUAUUAAUAUACUUCAUGACUUUUCUUUCUGAAGGCUAAUAAAAUCAGAAUGUUAUUGAAAUUCUAAAAUUGAGCCAUCUUCCUCUUCACACACCUCACUACUUCUAACUUCUUUACUGCCUUAUCCUGGCUUGACCUCAUCUAUUCAUCAGUCUACAAAAAAUUGGAACAAAAUGAACAUAUCUAGUAUUGCACUCAGUUGAAAAUGAGGCACAUUAUAGGAUAAAAUGCAACAUAUAGACUGAGUUGGGACAAGAGUUUUUAUAUAGACAAACCGUAGCCUAUCCACUUUUAAAAGACCACUAUGGACACUAAAACACAACUUUAGGUCCAUUUCAUGGGUUUUAGCCUCAUAUCUAUUCUCUAGGUUUCUCUCUGCUCUUUUUUGUUUAGUUUUUUUACUUACAAGGAGAAAUUUUUUUGAUGCUUUCUGCAGCAUAACUUCACUUUCUUAGUCGCAUGGUCCCAUUUCUCAAAAGUCCUUCAGAUUGGAAUGUAAAGUGUAGCAGUCAUCUGGACCCACAGCCAAUCACUUUCCUUUUAACUGUAUAGUAUUUCAGAGCCAUGCUAAGGGUAAUGGGGAGGAAUAAUAAGGGGACAGUGAUUGGUGGUGUUUCGGAUUGAUGCCAUCAGCUUGACAUAGAUGCAACUAAAAUGGAAGUUUCUUUUUGGUAAGAGAGGACCUGGCUAAGGGCGUGGAGUUACACUGCAAAAUCUUUCUUUUUUUUUUUAGUAAAAGAGAAUUGAAUGUGAAAAAAACAAAGCACUAAUAUGAAGCCAAAGUCUGUAAAAUGUAAUUUAAGUUGUAUUGGUGCCCACAGUAAGACUGGAGUAUCUUUUUAAGAUGUUUCACUUAGGAUUGCAUUCCUUAAUCCAUUCCAACCACUGAGCCCAUACAUCCAGAUUAUUUGUUUAUAAUUAUAGAUUUCAGUAAGGCUUUUGACACUGUUGUACAUAGGUUUAUCAAUAAACUGCAAUCUUUAAGUUUGGAUUCCAAUAUUGUUGAAUGGGUUAAGCAGUGGCUGACUGACAGGCAACAUAGGGUUGUAGUGAGUAUAUUUGAAGCAAGAUCUUACCAGUGGGGUACUUUGAUGCAUUCUCUUCAAUAUUUUUAUUAGUGAUGUUGCAGCAGAUCUUGAUGGUAAGUUAUGUCUUUUUGCUGAUGAUACAAAGAUUUUCAACAGGGUUGAUGUUCCAGGAGGGAUAAGCCAAAUGGCAAAAGAUUUAGGUAAACUAGAAAAAUGGUCCGUGGCAGCUGACAUUUAAUAUGUAUAAGUGCAAGAUAAUGCAUUUUGGGCAUAAAAACUCAUGGGUAGAGUAUAGAUUAUUUGAUACAGUCCUAACCUCAACAUCUGAGGAAAGGGAUUUAGGGGUAAUUAUUUCUGAUGACUUAAUGUUAGGCAGACAAUGUAAUAGAGCAGCAGGAAAUGCCAGCAGAAUGCUUGGUUGUAUAGGGCGAGGUAUUAGGAGUAGAAAGAGGGAAGUGAUCACUGGUGAGACCUCACUUGGAGUAUUGUACAUAGUACUGGAGACCGUAUCUACAGAAGGAUAUUGACACUUUGGCAAGAGUUCAGAGAAGGGCAACUAAACUGGUUCAUAGAUUGGAGGGAAAAAUGGACGAGGACAGGUUAAAGGAUCUUAACAUGUAUAGCUUGGAGGAAAGACGAGACAGGGCGGAUAUGAUAGAAACAUUUAAAUACAUAAAUGGAAUCAACACAGUAAAGGAGGAGACUAUAUUUAAAAGAAAAAACUUUGUGACCUCGUGUAUCUAAACCGGUAUAACUUUCAUUCUCACUUUAUCUCAGUGUUAAGUGUUUUUGAGUACCCAUUGCAUUUAUUAAUUUUCUGUUUUUAGGGAAGCCAUAGCUGUGGCCAAAUCUCGCCUCCUCCCUGAUGACCCUGUUCUGCGGGAGCUGUACACUGCAUGGGCUGCAGUUUUAGAACAAGAUGGACACUACUCCAUGGCUGCUAAAUGGUAAGUGGACCAUAGCUAACUGAUGUGUGUUCAAGAUACUGUGAUGUUUAUAUUUUAUUUUAUGUUAAUAUAUUUAUUAGUAAAAUCAUUCAGACAUAGAGAUAUACACAGUAUUUCUUCUGGUUAUUACUCCUGAUGAAAGGAGGUUAAAGGUAACGUUUGAAACCAGCAACCACCAAAGGUUUAUAUCCAGCAAUACUGGACGUAAGAUAUUUGCAGAGAGAGUUGUAUGUCCAAACUAUUCCAUGGUCACCAAAAAUUGCAUACAAUGAAUGAACUAGUCUUAAUUGGAGCUACUGCUGGUAAGUGUAGCUGUUGAUGUUGGACGUGACGAGAGAUAUUAGAACAAAGGCACACUCUAAACUAUUAAUAACUCAAGAUACAUGGCACCCAAAAAUGAAUCAAGCAACCACCUAGUGUAGUUUUAUAAAUCCUUGAUUAUUGAAGAUCAACUUCUUACUGAAAUUUUCAAAAAGUGUUUUUUUUCUUUUUUUAAUAAUAAAAAAAUGUCUUAUGUCUCAAAAUGUGUCUGGAGUCUGUCACAUUUGUGACAGUUUAUAAAAGUUCUGAAUUCAAUAAAAAAAAUGCACUUUUUAAACUUGGGAGCAGUAACUCCUCGCUAGCUGUUUUAUAGAGGUGUUCCUCUCUCUUCUUACAGCUCACUGAGAAUCAUUGUAAAUGUGCACAUGUGGCGCUCUCUGACUCAAAGUCUGUGUUGGGCAAAAGAGAUCUGCAGCUUUUGCAAGCUGUGUUUUGAUAUACCCCCCCAAUGAAAAAAUGCAGAAUAAAUGUAUGCAUGUUUUCAUUGGUGGGUAUAUCUACAAAAUUCUUAUAUACAGAAAAUUCAGUGGAUUAUCUUUAAUGUUAAAAUGCAGCUUUAUAUAAAUUGAUAUAUAAAUGGUUAAAAUACAAAUCCUGUUUACAGAAUCUAAUAGCAGGCUAACUUUCUUAAACGUUGAUAGUAUGUUUGUAUCUGCUUUCGUGUACCUGCAUACAUUUUCUCUGUUUUUUUGUCUUUCAGUUAUUUAGGGGCAUCCUCUCCGUAUGAUGCAGCCAAAGUACUUGCCAAAAAAGGAGAUCUGUUAUCCCUAAGCACAGCAUCCAAGCUUGCUUUAAUAGCGGGGGAAAAGGAGCUGGCUGCUUCAUUUGCCCUUCGCUGUGCCCAAGAGUUUGUGACUACAAAGAACUGGGUGGGAGCUCAGCAGGCUUUGCAGCAGCAUCACAAUUUGUUGGUAAGGUGAUUCCACUAUACUGAUUAAGCCUUUCAGAACCAUAAUAUUGUACAAUCAAGUAUUGUGCAUUGUUGGUUAUGACCGAUAGUAAACAAAGGAAAGAUGAAAGAACAGUUUAGAACUUUAGUAGCAAGAUCAAACAUGUCAGGGGUAAUUCACUGCUUUCAAGGAUAGAUUGUAAUGUUAAUAACAAGAAAGAAGCUGUGUUCUUUUACCUUUGUAAUCAAAUUUGACCUAUUACUGUUUGCAAUGAAAAAAAUCAAUCAAUACAUUGAUUAUUUCUUUGUGUAUCUGCCCCUGGCCAAAUCAAUGAAACAAUGCGUGCACGCUCCCUGAAGUAAUUCACACCAGACACAGGUUCCAGGUUGUUGAAUAACUUGAGGAAUGUUUAUUCAGAGGGGACGGCAGGUCCCUUUUAAAGCAAAAUUACAUCAUAAGCAUUGUCAGAGAUAACAUGGAAUAAUACAUCAAUAAUUGGUUAGGUGUUAAGUGGUUGCUCUAAUGCUCUGCCUACUGUAGGUGAUGUCACCGGGGCCAUGAGGGUCUCCCACGGUUUCCCGGCGCCAUCUUGCUGCACGAGGUAGUUAGUUGGUGUUAAGAAGGGAAAAGGGGGGGGGGAGAAGGGGUUAGAAGCUUCUAGCAGCCAUUUUGAUUAAAACAUGUGUGCUUAGCUUUAUAUAUGAUAUAUCGUGGAAUGAGUAAAUAGACAUUUUCACUAACUAGGAAAUAUGUGUAGACCUUAUUUCCACAACAGUCCCCCCUAAAAUGGCUAUUUACCAUAACAACUGCUACUGUCCCUAAUAUGUCCCUAGCUGCCUGCAGCUCAUCUGUCUUAACAAGCAUCGAACACUUCACUCCGUGGGUAACCCACAGCGGCUAGUCCACCACAUCUCCACACGUGAGACUCACCUGCUAAGACAGACGCUUUCCCUACACUGUCCCUACAGGAAAGCAGUUGUCUGUUUGAACUGAUGUGAUUGAAGGGGUGUAUGUGGAGUGUCAUCUUCGAGGUCUGUGAUGUCUUGAUGUAGGAAAGUAGGGGUCACGUCAUCUAUAGUCUUAUCUACCGCUUUCUGUAAGUACUUCUGUAUGCAAGGGAGCACGCAACAGGUUAAAAAUAAAAAGAUGAUAAUCAUUAUAAGAACAGCUGUCUCUACCUGGAAGAGGGUCCUUUGCCAACCAUUCAUCCACCCAAACCAUCUGUCCCAAGUGUCGGUGACUCCUGAAUUUUUCUUUAGUUCAUCUGAAAGACUAUCUAGCUUUUCUAUGGCCGUAGUCACCUUACCAUUUGGCCCAGUGUUGUCUGGAAUGUAUGUGCAACAUGUCAUAGUCUCAGGGAGGAUUUUACAUACUCCCCCUUUCUCAGCUAAAAUCAUAUCUAGGGCCAUUCUGUUCUGAAAUGUAAUUUGGGUAGUGGCUUGUAACUGUUCUGCUAGGCCCUGUAGGGCAUCCCUUGUGUAGUUAACGAAGCGCUGCUGAUUAUAAUAGAUGUAGUUGAUCCAAUUGACAUUUUUGUUAGCAGUUAUCAUUGGAAUUAGGGAUUCAAAUCCUGCAGCCACUUCAUCUCUUGCUUUAAAUUCGUUAGGCACCCCCCUUGGCACACCUAUGGCAUCAAUAUACACAUGGGGGUCGAAGCUCCCUCGGAUAGGAGCCUCUCGUUUGGUUCUAGAGUGUACAUGUGUAAGGUUUAAUGUGUUAUGACUACCAUCCGGAAUAAUGUGGAUAGGCAUUAUGACUUUGGUUAGGGCACACUCCCCCCACCAUUGCCCAGCUAAUUGAGACCUCAAUUGUUUGUCACCACAUAACCAAUAGAUAUCACCGAUUGUCUUUGUGUGGUUCAUUAGCAGUGAUACUGGUGGAUUAUGGUAAGUUGAGCAGUAUCCUGAUGGGAAUUUGCCCAGAUGCAAACCAGCGUUCUUAGGCAUUGUAUAACAUGUGUAAUUACCUGGGUAGACGGUGACUCCAUCAGGUGGUUUUACAUGUCCAUGAGUGAUUGGAUAAAUUCUCUUCCAUGAUUCACAUGUUCAGGAGUUUGUGGUGGAUUGUGCGUAAAGACUCAGAACACAUAAUUCUACCUCAGGAGGUAAGCUCAGAGGUACUGUGCCCAGAUGGGGCCUGGCUCCUCCGCAUACAUAACAGUUAGUCUUAUUAUGUGAGUUGGCGUUAUACCUCAUCCAUUCUAGCCACAAAUUAGUGUCUGAAAACCCAGUCUCUACUGCCAUGGUAUCUUCAAAGGUGGGGUUGGCUAUAGCUACCAUGUCAUGUAGGGUCUUAAUAUGUGGUUUUAAUGGGUUAAUGAUCAUGUGUGUGGUCCCUACCCAGUCUGGGGAGGUGAGCAUGUCUUGUAGGUAAAAUGUCCCCAGUGCAUUAUGUGAGCCACCUCCCUUCCAGUACAUUCCCAUCACAUAUUCCCCUGCAUCCCUUGGGCUGGGGUGUUCUAUGUUCAGGGUAAGUUUAAUGGGAGUUGACCCUAUGGGUUUACUCAGAGUCAUUCUAGAAAGUAGGGGUUUCCCGUCUCUGUCAAGUCUGUCCAGUGCAACUUGAGGUUUGUAGCCCCAUGGUCUACCUGUAUUCCACCCGGCAGCUUUCCAUGAACUACAAUGGUGUCCCCAAACUCCUCCAGUCACACAAAUGUAUGGAUCCUUUUUGUUAGGUAUGUCUUUGUAUAUGACUGCAUAUUGUGUUUGUGGAAAUGUACAAGUAACUAUGUCACAGUAAUCAAAGGUGUAUGUGGCUACAUCAGUAUUAGAAGAAUUGUACCAGAAAGUGUAAACGUGAUUAUCUUUGGUUAUGGCCACUUGUUGGGCCCAGACAAAGUGUAGCAACAUAAAACACAAGACACAUAAUAAAUUCAUAUUUCAACAGGAUCAGCCUCUUCUGGAGCAGGCACUUUUUUGCAAUGUGAAGCGUGUAUCCAAGAACUCUUCCCAGCUAGUUUAACUGACGUUGCUGUAAUCAGGAGCACUUGAUAAGGACCAUCAAAUCUCGGUUCUAGGGUGUGUUUCCUGAGAAACUUCUUGACCAUAACCCAAUCACCCGGAAGCAGCUUGUGUGUACCUGUAUUCGACUCAGGAUCUGGAAUAGAAGAAAACACUUGGGCAUGUAUCUUGGUCAAGGCAUGUGAGAGGGCAGUCACAUAGUCUACCAUAGCAUCUGACUGAAUCUGAAGCUGUUGGGGAAAGUAGCAACCUAACCUGGGUGCUGUACCAAACAAAAUCUCAUACGGUGACAAGCUAUAUUUUCCUCUGGGAGUGUACCUUACACUAAACAACGCUAGUGGGAGACUCUCGGGCCAGGGCAUGUUAGUUUCUUGUGACAUCUUAAGCAUUCUGGCUUUCAAAGUGCCAUUCAUGCGUUCUACCUUACCGCUACUCUGUGGGUGAUAUGGUGUGUGGAAUGCAAGGAUCACCCCCAGUGCUGACCAGACUUCCCGUGUUAGCGAGGCAGUGAAGGAGGUCCCUUGGUCACUUUCAAUUACUUCUGGAACUCCAUAGCGGAAAACAAUUUCUGUCAAAAGAUACUUGGCUGUAGUCCUCGCGGUGAGAUUAGUCACUGGGAAGGCCUCUGGCCAUCCUGAAAACAUGUCCACUAUGACCAAUGCAUAUUCAUAACGUCCACUCUUUGGCAUCUGAAUGUGAUCAAUCUGGAUCCUCUGGAAGGGGUAUUGUGGUUUAGCUAGGUGAUUAGGUGCGGUCUUUAUAAUCUUUCCAGGAUUGCAUUUAGCACAUAUAGUACAAGAUUUACAGUAAUUCUGUGUUAAGGUAGUGAUGCCUGGUGCUUCAAAAUACUUGUCAAUCAACGAGUUCAUCAGAUGUUUUGAUAGGUGGGCUGGCCCAUGGGCCCACUGGACCACCGCUGGAUACAUAUUUCUGGGUAGGCAAAACUUGAGAUUGAUAGUGUAAACAUCAUCACGGAGUACAGCUCCUUUGUUCUUCCAACUUUGUUUCUCCUGGGGAGUAGCAGCAGCUUGUUGUUCCUUCAGAAGCCUAAGAUCUGUAGGCAGUGUCUGCAUAGUGUAGAUGGGUAAUGUAUCUGCGGCCACUCUUCUGUCCACUUCCCAUCCUUGCCGUGCUGCUUCCUUAGCUGCCUGAUCAGCUAAGUGGUUGCCACGUGCUUCUUCUGUGUCUAGUCUUCCGUGGGCUUUCACUUUCAGUACUGCCACCUCUGCUGGAAGUUCCAAUGCAUCCAUUAGUUCUGCAAUGGCUACCCCAUGUUUUACUGGGGUACCGGCAGCCGUAAGAAAUCCUCUGGUCUUCCAAAUUAAGCCAAAGUCAUGUGCUACUCCCAGGGCAUAUCUUGAAUCCGUGUAAAUAUUGACACGUAGACCUUCAGACAAUUUGCAGGCCACAGUCAGAGCUGUUAGCUCGGCUUCUUGAGCAGACUUAGUUGGUUGUAGGGCAGCUGCUUGUAAUACUUGACAUCCUGUGGUGACUGCAUACCCAGUGUGAUAUUGUCCCUGUUCAUCAGCAAAUCUUGACCCAUCCACAAAUAGUGUUUGGUCCGGGUUGAGUAAUGCAGCUUCAUAGACAGUUGGUAGGUGUGUAGUUUCCAUUUUCAUUUGUUCAAAACAAUCAUGAGGAAUAUCUAGGUCACAGUCUGUGGUGAGUGGGUCUUCACGGGCUUCUGUGUGGUACCUUGGGUACCCUGCUGUACAGUAAUUAAGUCUUUUUGUUGAUCCCCGUAGAAGUCAGUUGUUCUUGGUUCAUUUGGCUCCAGGUUUUGGCCAUCGGGCCUAGGUCUUUCCAUGAGGUGUCGGGGGAUCUGGUGAGAGAUAUGUGUGGGAUAGCUGUUUCCCAAUGAUGAUAGAGAUGUGUUACAUUCUCUGGAAGAUGGACUAAGAUGAUCAUGGUACCUGUGGGGUCCCAGAAUAAGUCAGUCAGGGUAAUUUGAAUUUCUUUGAGCUGGAAUAGUUCUUCCUCAUAGUUCAUAUCAGGGCCUGGUACGUCCUUAAACCACAAGGUACAGUGAAGUAGGGCCUCUGAUUGUUCAUCAUGUGGGGGUGCAAGUGCAGGCAGCUGCAAAUCUGCUCGGACCUCUGGGUUGAUAUCCAGGCUAUACCAGUGAUGCAUAACUCCCCCCUUGGGAAGUGGCAGAAGAGUGGCUGGGUUCAGGGAAAGACAUCUCUGGAGUUUCACAUUGUCAGGUAGAAGUAAGGAGGUUUGUAGACGGAGGUGACGUUGGGAGGAAAGGUGUUUAGGUUGAACUUGUUGCAGGAUUGCAGUAAUGUCAUGAGGGGCCAACACUGUGAGGUGAUGGCCAAGAACAAAAUCAUUGGUCUUGUCCAGGAGGGCACUGGCGGCAAACACCGCUCUGAGGCAAGAGGGGCUACCCCUCGCAACAGGGUCAAGCAUGCAGGAAAAAUAGCCAAUAGGUCGUUGCCUUGACCCAUGUUUCUGGGUAAGGACUCCGGAAGCAUGUCCUGACUUUUCAGAGACAAACAAAUUGAAAGGAAGUUGGUAGUUGGGUAGGCCCAAGGCAGGUGCAGAAGCAAUAGCUCUUUUCAGAUUGUGGAAACAGGUGAUAGUUUCUUCAGUGAGGUGAAAGGGCUCACUCCUGAGGGCAUCAUAAAGUGGCUGCAUGAGCUUUGAUGCUUCGGGUAUCCAGGACCUGCAGUAUGUGAUAAGACCCAAAAAGGCAUGAAGAGUCUGAUGUGUCGCAGGUAAAGGGAGUUGCAGAAUAGCUUGCACACGUUGAGAAGUUAGAUGUUUGGUGCCAUGGGAAAGGCAAUGUCCCAAGAAGACCACAGAGGGCCGGCACCAUUGUAGCUUUGAUUUUGAAGCUUUGCAACCGGCUGCAGCGAGGAAACAUAAGAGAUCUUCUGAGUCACGCUCAGCAAUGGGCAAAUCAGGAGCACAGAGAAGGAGAUCAUCAACAUAUUGAAGCAGGACAACAUCCAAAUGAGAUUUCUGCCAGGGAUCCAGAACCAGAGACAUGGCAUGAGCAAACUGUGUGGGGGAAUUCUGAGCCCCCUGAGGCAUAACUGUCCAGGUAUAUUGUUGUCCUUCAUGGGUGAAGGCGAAGAGAAAGCGGCAGGAAGGGUCAAGGGGCACACUGAAAAAGGCAUUAGCUAGAUCCACUACAGUGAAUAUUGUGGAAGUUGGUGGGACUUGGGACAAGAGGGUGUGUGGGUUUGGAACAAUAGCAGUGUCUUUAAUGGUUACUUCAUUAACAGCACGGAGGUCCUGCACCAUUCGGUACUGGUCGGGUUGACCCUUAACAGUUCGCUUUUUAACAGGGAAAAGUGGUGUGUUACAUGGAGAUGUGCACUUGAUGAGGGCACCUUUGGCAAGUAGGCUUUCAACUUGUUUGGUGAUGGCUUCAGCUUGUGCUGGCUUCAGAGGAUACUGUGGUCUACGAGGAGGUAGUGCUCCAGGCAGGAGCUGGACCAAGACUGGGGGUACAUGCAAGCGCCCAAUAUCAUCCGGGCCGGUGGACCAAAGUUCUUGGGGGAUAUGAUCCAGAGCACUGGGGGUGUGUGAGACCCGUGCAUUCCCUGUAUUGUCAGUUAGGUUCAACAAGAUGGGGAGUGAGCAGAGGACAGAGGUGUCUUUUUGUGAUAAGGGGGUUGUCAACUCAACUUGACCAUCUGCAGUAAAGGUAAUAGAUGCCUGGAGCCGAGAGAGAACAUCAGCACCUAGGAGGUUAAUGGGGCAAGUAGAAGAAACAACAAACCGGGAGAGGAUGUGUGAUCCUACGUGUAGGAGCUUAGUAAGGGGGUUACUGCGUGGUGUACCAUCCACCCCAACACAGGAGACAUCGGUCUCCGAUAAGAAGGAAGGAUCUGGCAGGUCUUGUUCCCUGAGGACACUACGGGCUGCACCUGUGUCAACUAGAAAGGUGGUUGGAUGACCCUCCACGGGGAGAACUACAGUAGCUAAAGGCCCUCCCCCAUCCCUUGCAGACACUGCCAUGGCAGGGGUUGCUGACACAGGCUUGCCAGUUACCUAUUGUAAUAAAUCUAGAUGGGCCUGGUCUGGUCCCUGGUACCGGCGGGAAGUGGAAGGAGGGUUACUAGAAUGCAUGGGAGGACGGGAUGGACGGAUAGCGUGGCGGGGCUGUGGCUGACUGUCUUGGAAAUCAUCGUUGUCAUACCCUUCAGCGGAGGGCGAAGUGUAUGCACGAGCUUCUGAUGCAGGGAGCCGGGCUUGGGUGUAUUCAGCAGGAGGGGGAGGAGGAGGUUGAGGAAGUUGAGGCAACUGUGGAUGGGGCAGGGCAGGGAGGUAACCAGUGGAGGGGAAGUUAUAGCCGGUGACAUGGGGACUUGGAUACCGGGGAGUCUGUUGGCGGAUCACUCUAGGGUGUGGGCAAUCUCUUCUAAAGUGACCUGGCUGAUUACAAUUAAAACAGGUCCGGAUUGUCGUGAUAGUCCGGUCCCGGGAGAAGGGAAUUGGUGCAGGCAGUGUCUGGGGUGAGUGAGUGUACUGCUGGGGGAGUAACUGAGGAACUUGGUUAGAACCUGCAAUUGGUGUGGAGGUAGUGUACAUCAGAGGACUAGUUCUUCGCUGUGUGGGUUGCAAAACAGAUUCUAAGCCUUUGGCUACCAACAAAAGAGUGUCCAGUGGAAUAAUUCUGUACUCUGGGCGAGCUAAAAUUAACCCCUUACGAAUGUGCUCCCUAAGGCCUGCCACAAAAGCUGCAGAUAGCAUCUGGGUGUGUGCUUUGUUAUAGGUGCUGAACCCUAAGUCUGAGAAAGUCUGAGUCAACCUAGAGUGAUACUUUUCAACUGUCUCAAGUUUAUCCUGAAUUAUGUCAUUUAUGCAAGUAGCCUGAUCAGCUAGUUUAUCCUGUGCCCAGGCUCGGAGCUGUUCACAGAAAAUUUCACCAGAGCGAAAAUCAGUAUCAGAAGUAAGUGGAGCGUCGUUAAAGCUCCGUUCCAUGAUUGGCCAGUAUGCAUCUCCAGCCUUUAUUUCACACAAACUAAUAAGAUCCCGCCAAGCAGCGGAGUAUGUUUUACGGAUCUGGGCCAUCCUGCGGAAAAAGGGCAUGGGGUGUUUCUCAGGAUCAGGGAGUGAGGUUACAAGGGUAGCAGCUUGGGAAGGGUUGAAGGUAACAUACAUGGGUGGUGCACCAUCCGCUCCAUGGUUAAUCUGGGUAUAACCCUGGGGGAUAGAGUGCCGUUGGGGGAGCCUGUUCCCCCCUAGGCGAGGUGAGCCCUGGUCCACCACAACGACCUCCUCAGGUGCCACCGGGCCGCUGUGAAGAGUAGUCUCAGGGGUAGCUGUGGCGGGGGCGGCAGGGAGGCCGGUGAUGGGAGAGGUAGUUGGGUGGAAACCCGAGGCCUGGGGGGAAGCACCCAUUGCAUAGGGUUGGUCCGAUGUCACAGACACCUCGGACCCAACCACCAUGAUUGGAUAACUAGGACUGGCGGAAGGGACAUGAGGAAUCAAUGCCGUGGAAGGGGCUGCUAUGGGGGCCGGUUGAGAUGGGCGUGAGAGGUGAGUGUUUAGGACAUGAGCAAGAGCAGAGAUUGGAUCGGAAGGCUCGGGGAUGUUAGCGGGAGACAAGGAAGGGGUCGGAGGUUCGGGGGGAGGAGGUGGAGGAGGGGGUGGUAAAUCAGUGGGAGGCGGCACAGGGAUCGCGGAAUUAACCAGGGAGGUAACAGCAGAGAAGAGGGCGGAUAUCGAGCUAGACAGGUCAUUGGCCGUGGAUGAGUCAGGGGUCACCGGGGGAGGGUUCGGAGGGAUGGGAACAGGGGGCUGUGUCGUAACAACGUGGGUGGAGGGUUGGGACGGCAAACCAGUUGGGGGAGGAGGAGGCAACGAGGUAGAGGGGGCCGGGACUUCGGGAGGAGGUAACACUGGAGAAGGGGUUGGAGGGGUGGUAACAGGGGGUUGGGUCAGGGCGGUGAGGGCAGAGAUUAGGGACGGCAAAUCGGCCAGGGGAGGAGGAGGCAACGAGGUAGAGGGGGCCGGGACUUCGGGAGGAGGUAACACUGGAGAAGGUGGUAACAGGGGGUUGGGUCAGGGCGGUGAGGGUAGAGAUUAGGGACGGCAAAUCGGCCGGGGGAGGAGGAGGCAACGAGGUAGAGGGGGCCGGGACUUCGGGAGGAGGUAACAAUGUGUGGAUAGCGGGAGGGUCCUGGAGGAUGGGAGGGGUGUCUGGGAGUGUUGAGAGUGAAGCAGAAAGGGCGGCUACUAUUGUUGCAAGAUUAACGGGGGGGGAGGAGGCAGAGGGAGGGCCAACUGUGGUGGUACAUAAGGGAGCAGAGGCAAGGGGACCGGGAUCAACGGGCUGGACAAUAUUCAUGAGAGUGGAGAGUAGGGAUGAGGGAUCCUUGGAGGAGGAAGGCGAAGGGGAAUGAGAAGGAGAGAAGGGCAGAGAGGGUGAAGGGGUAGGGGUCACGGGACAGGUCACUUUCGAAAGGUUAGCGAGGAAAGGUCUAGGUCCAGGGGUAUGGGAGAAGGAGGGUCCGUGGGGGGAAAGGGGUCCGGAGGAACGGGGUUGGUGGAAUGGGCAAGGGUCGGGGGAGUUGAGUGUGUAAUAGUCGAGGGGGGUGAGGGAGUGGGUGUUGCUAGGGAUGGGGUACUCGAGGUGGAGAGGGAAUGAGAGGAGGAAGAGGAGGGAACUUCGGUGGGUGAGGCGGGAGUAGUUAGGACGGGAUCUUGACGAGGAUUCAGAGUGAGAACAGGCACUGGGAGAGGUAGCGGAGGACAUGGAGGUGGGGGUACUUCAACAGACAUGACGGGAGAAUGGUUGAUGGAGGGGGCUGGGUCAUAGGAGGGUUGGUGCAUGGGAGUGGGUGGGAACGAGUGAAGUGGCACUGGGUAGUAGUAAGCACCAUCCGCACCGAGUACGGGGCACAGGGGGGUGGGAGCUGAAGGCACACCCCCGGGGGGUGGGGGUCUGUGCUGUGACGGGGGAAGCAGGGCGGGAAUUUACUGUUGCGCUCUGGGCGCCAUCAUAGGGCGGUGGCCGCGGGACAAUGGAAACAACAUCAUCAUUGUUAACACUCCUAUGGUAAACAUACACGAUUUGCCCCUCAAACUCCAACUCUUCCUCGACCCAUCCUUCCCGUUUCAGACCUCUAGCUACCCGAUACCAAGCCUCUGCAACCUUUGUGAGUCCAUUAUCCAACAACAACCCUUCCUUGUCUAUGAGUAACUUCCUCCAAAACUCAGGCUGCAAUCUCCCACUGGGCGACAUCUGGAAGCCACACACCUUAACAAUCUUUCUAAGUUUCAACAUUGCAUCUUCCCCUGCCCUUUCUUUCACAAUGUCACAAGCCAGCAAGCCCUUAGCAGGUCUAGCAUGUUCCUGCCCCAUCUUGAGUAAUUGAAGCGUGCCACGUGCUAAAGACAGAUAAAUAGAGGAGGUACAAGGGAGAAGGAAAAAGAAUGUCUACAGUGCUCGACUGCCACGGGAACUUGAGCCCCGUGCGUCUUCCCCAAACGUGGACCAGUCACGGAGAUCCGCCCACCCGGGGUGGUGGUCACGGACGGGAGCGAAUGAGCGUGGGUGACUAACACAGCUCUGGGCAACAGGCACAGGAGAGAUAAAGAACAAAGGAGAAAAUGAACGUGGCUGCGCUAAUGAGGAGACAUUUGCAAAAAUCACAAACAUAUAAAUGAGCGUAAACUCCGGAAUCCAGAACUAACCACACAAUACACACACACACACCAAGGGUACCCACACUGUAACAACAAUUAAACAAAAACCACACUGGUGCCAAAUAUUCAAAGUAUAGCAAUCCCCAGCCGUCACUCACCAGGCUGGUCCUGGUAUAACACAGGUACCAAUAAAAACACUGCAAUAAUCAAACAAAAUCCCAGCCCCACCGGCUGUAACGCAUUCCCUGCCCGCUAGGCAGUCAAGCUAACAUAAAAUCCCAGCCCCACCGGCUGUAAUGAGUUCCCUGCCCGCAAGGCAGUCAAGCUAACAUAAAAUCCCAGCCCCACCGGCUGUAAUGCGUUCCCUGCCCGCUAGGCAGUCAAGCUAACAUAAAAUCCCAGCCCCUCCGGCUGUAAUGCGUUCCCUGCCCGCUAGGCAGUCAAGCUAACAUAAAAUCCCAACCCCACCGGCUGUAAUGCGUUCCCUGCCCGCUAGGCAGUCAAGCUAACAUAAAAUCCCAGCCCCACCGGCUGUAAUGCGUUCCCUGCCCGCUAGGCAGUCAAGCAAACAUAAAAUCCUAGCCCCACCGGCUGUAAUGCAUUCCCUGCCCGCCAGGCAGUCAAGCAAACAUAAAAUCCCAGCCCCACCGGCUGUAAUGCGUUCCCUGCCCGCUAGGCAGUCAAGCUAACAUCUAAAAUGCGUUCCCUGCCUGCUAGGCAGUCAAGCUAACAUCUUUUAAAAGAAGGAAAAACACACAUACAUAUAAAUGAAUACAGGAGGCAGACAAUCGACAGGUUCACUUUAAAAAGGCACACCGGAUGAGUUAGUUACCUGUCUCUAGUAGCCUUCUGGAAGCCGGAAGUGGACUCGGAGACAGACCGACACAAAACAGGAGAAUAACACAGGCAACGGCUGUAUUAUGGAGGUGAUCAGGCUCCGCUUGUCCCACUUUCCGGAGGUCCGCUCCGGUCCGUUGGUUCCGGCCCUCCGAACCGGCCCUCCGGUGGCCCCACGUUGGGCGCCAAUUGAAAUGGAAAAAUCAAUCAAUACAUUGAUUAUUUCUUUGUGUAUCUGCCCCUGGCCAAAUCAAUGAAACAAUGCGUGCACGCUCCCUGAAGUAAUUCACACCAGACACAGGUUCCAGGUUGUUGAAUAACUUGAGGAAUGUUUAUUCAGAGGGGACGGCAGGUCCCUUUUAAAGCAAAAUUACAUCAUAAGCAUUGUCAGAGAUAACAUGGAAUAAUACAUCAAUAAUUGGUUAGGUGUUAAGUGGUUGCUCUAAUGCUCUGCCUACUGUAGGUGAUGUCACCGGGGCCAUGAGGGUCUCCCACGGUUUCCCGGCGCCAUCUUGCUGCACGAGGUAGUUAGUUGGUGUUAAGAAGGGAAAAGGGGGGGGGGAGAAGGGGUUAGAAGCUUCUAGCAGCCAUUUUGAUUAAAACAUGUGUGCUUAGCUUUAUAUAUGAUAUAUCGUGGAAUGAGUAAAUAGACAUUUUCACUAACUAGGAAAUCUGUGCAGACCUUAUUUCCACAACACUGUUGAAGUAGGUUUACAAUGAUACUCAGUCUACACAAUACACUUUUAAGACAUGUAUAAUUUUUUUAAGGUCAUGUGGUCUUUUAGUAUUUAUUUCCUUGUAUCACAGCUGGAAUUAAUCACACCUAGAGAAAAUAACAAUGAAACAAACAUUUACUUCAUUUAAGACUUGGUAGUGUUUAAACAUCCCAUAAUAAAAGGGAUGAUACUUUCAGUGCUAAAUUAAUUAAAAUGCUAGAUUUGGCAGUUAAGUGAAACAGCAAAACCUAAUGGACUACACAAAGCUACUGAAACCAAAGUGUUUGUUGUUUUAUUAAUUCUAUCAAGAUAUCAAAUGUUCGUCUACUGAGUAUAUCUAUCCAGAAAUGUGUACAGUGUAACCUGUAGACCUUAAAGUACGUUUCUUGUUUUUGAUUCCUAGGGUCAGAGGCUAGUUUUCUGCACAAGCGAACUGUUGUACAGUGUCUUGGAAGAGAAGACACCAGUGGAUUGGAAGACACAACAUGCUCCAUGUUUCCAUGAUUGGGUGCAGUGUAUCACCCAGGAAUCCUUCAUUACCAGAUUGAUAGGACUGUGGCAGAGUGAGCUUGGCGUAAACGCUGCAGAUCAGUACACUGAAGCUUACCAGCAACUAUGCACCUCUGAAACCCCUCCGACUACCGCUAACACCUACCCAAAGCAGGUAACAUUGAGUGCCUCUUACAUUUACAAUGUACACUCUUUCAGCUAUAGUUUCAGAAUUAGCUGAAGAUCUAAAAAUAAUAAAGAUUCUGAAUUUAAAAUAAACUAAACCAUGUGAUGUGUACAAACAGCUGUGGACUGCAGCUAUUUGUGAUAAGAGGACACUAUACACAUUAUUUUUUGUACUUCAUGUGAUGUGCACGUCAGUGCUUAAAGUAUGUUACUAACUAUAUUUUAAGUAUUUAAAUUUGCUUAAAGCUGCAGAUUGUAUUCGAAGAGAUAAAUUGCUCACAUGCUCCUGUGCAAAGUGCUGUCAUAAAUUAACAGCAUAUAAUCAGCAGAUUCUUUAAAUAUAAAUUUAGUUAAAAAAUGUAAGUUUCUACCAUGUGAGUUUAUAUACCUUGUAAGAAUACAUUAAUAUAAAAGGACUACGGUACUCAUUUUGUUUAAUAUAAACAUUGUGCAAGUGAUUUUAUCUAAUCUAGAUCAUGGUAAUAUCUGAUGUUAGGGACUAGACUUGUGCACAAAUAUCUUUUAGGUUGGCCAAACAAAUCAACACCUUUAUAAUCUAUUUCUGAACGGAUCGAUUAUUCAAUGAAUAAGACUGCACAUGUAAAUCCUGGAUCUAUCUUUGACUUUGAGCUGAUUCCAUUUUUCUAUUGUUCUACACAUGCAGUUGCUACUCCAGCUUUCUCAUGAGGUGACUUUUUCUGCAUUGAGCUACCUCACAAAAAACUGGGACGAAGCGGCACCAGCUUUACUACGAACACUGACACGCUGUCAACAAGCUGGAUAUUUCACCUUAAUGCAAGAAGUGUCCAGGCUGCUUCUUCCUGAAGGCAAGUUCAAGAAAUGAUACCUUUGGGGUGUUCAUACUAGACCGUGAAUUGCAGGCAACUGACAACAGUCUGUUGGAAAAUAUCUUGAAGUUGGACAUUUUUUUUUUGAAACCCAACUCUGCUUUUUGGUCACAAUGUAAAAAGUGAGAAUUCAAAAUUAAUUUCAAAUUUUAGACUAAAAUAGUGGUCUUAGAGAAUUGUUCCAGUUUAGCUGCUUUGUUCUUACAUGUGGUGUUCACUUUAAAUUGUAAGGUGCCAACACUGUUUUCAAACGGUUUGACUUCUUACCUGGAAUCUGGGAGUAGGGGCUUUUGUUAGGAAUUAGGGCCAUCCGUUGGAUUUGCUGUUUAGAACAUCAAUUUUAAUAACUGGAUCAAUAUCAAUUUCAAUAACUGCAUUAACAGUAUAUCAUAACAUUUUUUAAUGUAGUGAACAUGUUUUAUUGAAUGUUUACAUAGUAAUGCAAGAGAGAAAUAUAAAUAGCAGAGCAUAGCUAUCUAGUAGAAGUCCAAAGAGUGAGCUCCAACUAAGGAAUAUCGUAAACAUGGGAAAAUAAAAAAAUCAUUAAAGGGACACAUUUAGUCACCAGAACAACUACAGAACAACUCCACUGUCUGCUUGGAGAUGCUGAACAUUCCUCAUAGAGAUUCAUUGACUGUGUUUGGCUUGUGCAGGCUCUGCUUCUGAUCUGCUUCCUUGAUAAGCUCAGCCAAUCCAGUGCUUUCCUAUGGGAAAGCAUUGUGAUUGGCUCAGAUCAUAACUUCUGAUGAUGUCAGCCAAGGAGGCAGAUCAGGGGCAGAACCAGCAGCAGACUGGAAUUAACGUAAGAUUUUGCUAUAUUUAGGGAGCAAGGAGAGGCCAGGGUGCUAGAUUAUGUUUUUAACACUCUAGUGUCAGAAAUACAUGUUUGUGUUCCUGGCUCAAUAGUCUUCUUUAACCUAGCGUGUUAUAAUGUUACAGGAAAGAGAAAAUCCAUAACCCGUCAAGCAGGCUAGCUGCCCAGGAUAUUAGGAGAAGAAAAAGAGUAGAGAAGGAAGGCAAUGAGCAGCAAUUCCCAGCUGGGCCAGAGCGCAGAGAGGAGCGUAUGCCUUCAUCCAGGGGCUCCAAAUUUUUAGGAAGUGAUCAGUGGUUUUGUAAAUGGGGGCCAUCAGUUUUUCCAUUAUAUACCAAAUUUUAGCCUCGACUUGUAUUUGUAAAAGGAGUGCCGCCUUUCACGUCUUGGUCAAGCAAAGCCACAAAGCUGUGCACACCCUAAAGAUAAGCUUGGGUGUUGCCCGUGUGAGAUUGAGUUCUCCAUAUCCCCUAUUAACCCCUUAAGGACACAUGACGGUAAUAUUCCAUCAUGAUUCCCUUUUAUUUCUGAAACUGUGUCCUUAGGGGGUUAUGGAUGGCUACCCACGUAUCCAGGGGAAGGAUCACAUUAACUGUCCUAUGUUGGAAUAUAUCCAACAAAAUAUUUUGCCUCUUGCGGUCCAAUGUCGGAUUCUUUCUGGAGAUAUCCCCCGAACCUCUGCGAUGCGCACAGACUGGGAGGUUCUGGCAAGGAGGAUCGGCGGUACUCUCACGGGAAGGUCCAACAUUAGACCGCAACUUUACCACGACCGCAACUGGUAAAAUAUUUUGUUGGAUAUAUUCCAACAUCGGACCGCAAAGGAUUACGUUUGGGACAGGACCAUCAGGGUGUGGAGGUAUAUACCCUUUUCCCCGUAGCCCCAAAAACAGUUGGAAGGCAUUUCUGGUUGAGCUUUUGCCAGUCGUGAGGGAUUGAUGGAUGUACCAUCACGCCAGCAGUUUGUAGCAGUAUAUAACAUACAUUUUAAAGAAACAAGAUGCAUUUAAAGAAAAUGUCAGAUUGUUGUUCUCUCCUCCACCUCUGCAUUCAAGAUAGAACACAAAUCAGUGAUGAGGAUUUAACUGGCAAGUUUAUAUCCAGUAUUUUAAGGACCAGUUUGAAGUUAACGGAACACUCCUGCACAAUAACAACUUUAUUGAAAACUCUGUAUCGCAGCACCAGAUCUCUCUGCCCCCUGUCCUUCUGUUUGUUGAAAAGAUUAAGAAUGGAAGAUUAUGGCUGCCCCUUAAUGUAAGCCAGCACCAGGGAUCAUUUGGCACCAUAACAACAUUAUUUCAAUUAGCUUGUUAUGGUGCUGGAGUGUCCCUUUCAAUAACAAAAAAUCAGAGUUGUUGUGAAUCCUUCCAUUAGAUUAUUGCGGCUGUAUAUUGAGAUGAACUUGCCCAAUAGUGUUCUAGUAAGACUUUGGAUUUGAGGUUACUGAUAAUUGUGAUGUGUGAUUUUAGCAAUAUUUUUCAUGCCUGGAAUUUUCUUUUUCUUUCAAAGGGUGCAGUGAGCUGCGGACUUACAUCAAUCCAGAAAACAAACAGAGUAUGGCGGCAUGUGAAAGUCUGCAGGCGUUUAUUGCUUAUGUAUCUUUAUAUGAGGUGUGGUGGUGUCAAAGUAACAAGCUUCCCACCCGCAAAAACUCAGAAGCAGACAUAGUAGUGGAUGUCCCACCAGGAGGUGUUGAAGAUAUGCAACAAUCUGGGGAGGAUAAGAUGCUGGAAGAAGUGCUUGGUUUUGAAGUCUUGCUAUCAGAAAGACAUGCUGCAUUUCAGAGAGCUCAGAGAGACAUUGCUGAGGUUCAGAAAGCACUACGUGACAUGAUACAACAGCACCAGAGAAUCAGACAGAUUCAAGAUAAUUCUCUAGAGCUGGAGCAAGAAGCAGGCACAAACACGUUGUCUCCAGACAAAUCUUCUGAAAGCCAAAUGUACGCAAAAAUCCCAAUUCAUACUUGGUAACACCAAGGGUUUAAAUGUAAAUUUGAGGACUUUUACCACAUUGGGUCUUAGAGUCCACCAGCUUAUCUUGCUCCGUCUUCAUACAUUACUCUGAUGUCUGAGCAUUUAGUUUUAGUGUCAUUAAUUGCUCUGAUGUCUUUUUGAUUAAUAUGUCACGGAUGAAAGACUGUUUGGAUAGAAGUGACUCAUUUAAAGACUGCUUUACAAUAUGGAGCCCAAGAUCAUUUUGUAACUGGUGUUUUAAAGCAUUCAUGAUAUGUGGAAGCAUUAAGUUAAUCUAAUUUAUCAAACGUUUUAAUAGCAGUACUCUCAUGGCCGCAUCUGUUUUUUAUUUAAUCCCCCACCCGACUACACUACAUCUAAUUCCCCUCCUAGUCACUGCCAAAUGCCCCUAGGUCCCUGAUAUUACUUUUUUUAAACUUUAUUUUGUGCCCAGACCUAGAUAGAUCCCAUAUUGGAUCUCUCACCAUAUUGUGGACUCAUAUUUUGCCGGAGUAUUUUUUCUCCACCCUUGUUUUACCUUUUAUUUUAUUGGAUCAAUAAACACUUUACUUAAGUAAGUAAGUGUUUGCAGACAUCAUUUCUACACCAGAUCUACCACCAGAGGAUCUUAAGAAGGAGAGGGACAUCCUAUGUAAUGAUCCCAGUGCUGUUCCCAUGAGAGCCAUAUGUUUAUAUUUGGCUCCUGGUUUGUGAGUACCUGAUCCUUCUUACAUCUCCUUGUAUAUAUAUUUUUUGACAAUACUACACUAUAUUGUCUUAUAUCUUUUGUAGAUAUCUCUAGGAGUGUGAUCCACCUACUGUAUGUAUUGCAUUUAUAUUGAAAUGUUUGCUAUUCUGAUGUGCUCAUCUUUUCUCAAGUUAAGCAUUUAUUUUCUUGCUACAACAAAUUUUUUAAUUUCCUUAUUUCUGCAGGUCAACUGGUCCAAGUCCACUGUCCCUGGCAGAGCUGAUGAAAAAGCUCUCUGCAGCAAACCAUAAGCUAGCGGAGUUUCCAGAGUAUUUAAAGGUGGGUUUUUUUUUAAAAAAGAAGGAAAAUGUGUGGUGAAAUGCAUGUCAAUUGGCUUGGGGAAAAUUUACAGUAGAUUAAAUUGAGCAGUUAUUUAAAGGGUUAUUCUAAACACCGUGAUUAUUCAGGUGGAUUUGGUUUAUAGAUAUGUCCGUGCUGUCUGGCUUCUCAAUUCUCUGCCAUUUAAGAGUUAACUAUGUUGUUUAUGCUGCCCUAGCUACACCUCCCUUGCUGUGACUCACACAAUGUAACGGAUUCAUCCGCACAUAGAAAUGUUUAUGAUGGUAUUUACCGUCCUGACAGGAAUAGUUGUGCCCAUCUGCAACCAUGUGCCCGGAUACCUGAUAAACCCAGCAUGUCUAGGGACGCCGGCCUCUGAGGAUCUAUGCCACUUUAUUGCCCCAUGGCUGCCCACGUUGAUGACAACGUCGGUGUGCGUGUGACGUCACGCGUGCACAUUUUGGGGUCAGAGGCCGGUUACAACCAAUCAGAUAAACAGCAGGGUUAUUUAAACAAUUUUUUUUACAUUCUCUCAUUUCCCUGUUGUGGUUUCUGCCUGAUGGUAAUCCAAGAGUGCGUUCCUGAUCUUGAUAUUUUGGUAUUUGACUUUGGCUUCGUUCUGACUUCCCUGAUUUCUGGUAUCCUUGACUUUUGGCUUUUUCUGAUUCUGUAUCCCUGACCUCGGCAAGUAUUCUUGGAUACGUUAGGUCCGGCCAUCCUAAGGUCCGGUUAGACGUUAUCCUUAGUCCUAGGUGUGAUACAAUUCUGCGUGCUGGAUCAAUUAGUAAUCCUGACGCACAUAACCUCCUGAAAAAGAUGUCUAAUUUUUAAAAUUCUGUCUUCAUUUGGUUUUAUAAGGUAUGCAUUCACAGUUAAGAAUAAUAAUAAAAGAGAAUAAAGUAAACAGGUGAUCAGGGGGUAGAAACAUUUUUGCAAGGUAACAAUUGGCAACAAUAACUACGACUUCAGACUAGGAAAUGACACCAUAAAGGUUUUAAGGCGCAAAAUAAAUAUCCAGAAAUGUAUAAUUCAUACAAUUGGCUUUGUAAACAAAACAAAAAAAUAGGAGGGACAUCAUGCUUGCGUGCCUAGUUGUUUGUCUUUACCUCUGAAAUACACAAAGAUUAAAUGGCCUAUUUCUAUGAUAAUUAGGAAGCUCAGUCUCUGGAACAAGCCAAAAUCCAGAGUCAGAGCGAAAAACACUACAAAAACUAUUGAGGAAAUUGUAUCUGCUCAGAGUGGGUAUGGUAUUAUUGAAAUAUAUGCAACUAAAGCAAAAAAACAAAUAUUACCAACAUUUUGUUUGAUUCUGCUUGAUAUAAAAGGAAAAAACAGAAGACCAUGAGCCUCGUGUAUGGGAUUAAAGUUCAAUUAAAAGAGCAGGACUGUGCAGUCACAUCCAGUGGAAAUGUGGCUAGGGCAGGAUAAAGUAAUUUAACGUCUAAAUGGCACAGAAUUGAGCAGACAGACUGCAUGGCUAUGAAACUUCUUCAUUAGGCUAAAGUUGUUUUGGUGCUUAGAAUAUAUCUUUAAGAACUGUACUUUUUUAGCUCUUCUUAAAAGGGAUGUAAAUACAUUUUAAAAGUGACAGAGUUUAAAUUUUCCUCACUAACCUUCCAAUCCUUAUGAAGAUUAAAUCUGGCCAUUUGGAUGGCUGGUGAAGACAAUGCAUUCAGAAAUGUAUUUUGCCAACCAAGGAAAUGUUUUCCCUUUUUGCAUUUAAGAAAAAAAAUGUUCAAAGAAGUAAUGCCAUUAUACACAACGUUUACUUUAAUUGAUUAAUAAAUCAUAAGUUUGUAUCUUGUCAUAUACAAGAUACAGUUGCUCUUCCACUUUCUGGGGUCUUUGAAUAUUUUGCAGAGAUCAAUAAUGGUGACUUUACUGCUGGCCAUGCGGUUGCUGUGGGGUGCAAGGAAAGGCGAGUUAUACUUACCUGAACCUGUUCAUAGCGGCUGCUGGCUCUCUUCAUCCGCGGGAUCCUCUCCAGCAUCUGGCAUUUCGCCUGCCAGGAGUAGACAUCAGUGAUGUACUCUCUUGCAUGCGUGAGAGUACAACAUUGAUGUCUAUGGAAGAUCCAACAAGACCGCAGGAGUUUCCAUAGAAAAAGCCAUUUUCCCCUCUGACGUCAGCAGUGACUGUUGAAGACUUGACAGCUGUAACUCGGUCUUUUUGUCACGCGUAGGAAAAUACAUGACAAUGUAGUGUCAGUUUUGCCUUAUAUCUAUUGACUAUUUUUAUGUUUCAGAGACACAGUUAACACGAGAUUUAAUUAAGAUGUUAUUUUCAUGAAAUGCUCAUAUUUUGGGGGAAGAGUUACAGAGCCGCUUUAAUACUUAGUAUGUGGAUGCGAGAUUUUCGGCUCGGAGCUGGAGUCACUUGUGCCAAUUUUAAUACUAGGAUACAGCUGGUGUAGUUUGCAGCAAACUUAUUACAAAGCCAGCUACCCAUAGCAAAUGACAAAUCUUAUAUGAUUAGACUUGGACACAAAAGAAAACUUCAGCUCAUCCAAAUUCAUAUGGACAAAAAGAUUUCCGUUCAUCCAAACCAAUCGCUGUCCACUAGACUAUUCAGUUUGGACCAAACUCGUUCAUUGUUUUGGAUUGCAAUUUAAUUCAGAUAUAUUAAACAUUUUUAAUUUUGCUCUUUUUUAAAAUUUUGGUUUUUCGGCUGUAACGAAUAGUACAAAGGAGGUUUAAAUCCCCCUUCUUGCCUCCAUCCAUGGCUGCUCACUGUCAAAAAAGGCUAUCUAGUCAACUAAUGCACUAGCAAUGGGCAGCUAUUGCUGACCACUCAUUAAUCUAAAUCUUCCUUGCCUCCAUGGUGUGGCAAUUAAAAAGAAAAUAACUAAAACUAAAAUAAAGUGAUGGAGAACAUAUAGUGUUUCCCACCUGUGGCCAUCCAGUGAUGGCUAUAGAAAAAGCAAAAAAACAGGGAGGACCCUGUGUCGGGCCUCCAGUCCCAAUGAAAGACAGAUGGGUGCUUUAAUGCAAUAACCGUGGAGGGGUAUAUUAUCCACCACCCGUUCUCAGCAGGUGGGUGCUCUAAAUAUAAUAAUAAGGAAGGGAUCUAUUGUCCCCCUUAGCCUCCACUCACAAUGUUAUGCAUUUGGUUAUUAUGCCUAUUGCUUGAAUUUCAGACAAAUACAGUAUUUGGACAAAACUGAAUGCACAAGUCUGAUGAUCAAUAGGUCUUGAUUGGACUCUUUAUGACACUUUAUAAGAAAUACAUUUCCAUGUAGCUAUCUAUGUUCAAUAAAAAAGACAAUGUUAGCAAUGACUCUGUACAAUCGAAAAAAGUAUAAAACAGGAUAAUGUUAGUGUGUGUGUGUGUGUGUGUGUGUGUGUGUAUGUAUAUAUGUAUAUUAUAUUGAGGGCUUGCACUCCUGGUGUAAUCCUGUGGUGCCCGGUGCUGGUCUGGCAAGGAUUAUGUAGACAUAGCAGAAAUGACUGCACUCCAAGGACUUUAUAGAGAUUUUCAAAUAAAAUUUUACUUUUAUUCAAUCUAUUUAAAAAGUCAAUGUUUCAGCUCCCACAUGGAGCUUUCAUCAGGACAAAACAUGUAUCUGUCACAGCUACUUUAACAUUGCUUUGAUUAUACUUAUCAAUUUUUAUUGCUCUUAUUCUGAUUGCACACAAAUACCCCCUGACAAAAAAAGAAUACUGAGGCUAUCUCUUGUUGAAUAGAGUUGAAAGUUUAUAAUGACGUAACAAACUAAAGUACUACACAUUGGGAUAUGUUCAGUACUAGACUAGCUUUACUUCCUAUUAAUAACAUUCUCUUGUUGUGCUGUUUUGUUAAUGUUGGUAUCCUGUUCUUUUUACCUACCUUCUCAGGUCUUGCACUUCCCUGAUGUUUUGGAGAGUUGUCUGGUACUACUUCAUCUACCACCCUAUUCCACGUCUCCUAAAAUACGGGCACAGGCCUUGGCUAUGCUGCAGAGUCAUAUUACCGGAUCCAUUGACCAUGAGAAAGCAGCCAUGAAUUUCCUUUCCUCGCUCUAAUAACCUGUCAACAGUAUCUCGCACUGCUUUCAGAUCUGCAGUAACCACUGCCUUAGGUGCAGGUGGCUAAUAACACCAUUCUUCACUUUCAUCAGGCUGCAGAAGAUCAUAGAGACCAAAACAUCUUCAUAACUUCUACCUUACCAUAUCCCGCUUUACUGUGAAAAAUACGCUGCACGCGUUUGCUGAACUCCAGAAUUAAUCGUAGAAGAAGCUGCUAAAAAUUGGAGAGUUUGAGGCAGAACAAUCUUUAAUAUUGCUGCCACUUUAUGCACAACCAUGUGAACAUAGGCUGCAUAGUGUAAUUAAAGGAAUAGCUGUGGUCAUCUGGUUCACAUUUAUGGGAGUCAACACAGGAAUGGGCACCAUAGGCUUUAUACAAUACAAAAUAAUUUUAAUUUGGAAAAGAUUAAUCUAUAGGAUGUUGGCUUGGAACACACAGAUAUACAUUAUUUAAUUUGUGUAGGCACAUAUCUGCACAUUGUUUUAUAAAACUGUAUAAUACCAAGGAUAUUUCUUUAUGUAACACAGUUUGUCUCCAAUUUAAUAAGUAUUGUAACUGGAAAGUGUAGUUGUAAAGACCUAUAUUUACAAUCUGCAAUAUUUAUUUUAUUGAUGAGGGCAAACCAAUAAAGAAGACCCGAACAAUAGCUGCCAUGACAAUUGCUAUGUAAAAGCUGAACAUGCUUUGUUUUGUCAUUUUGGAUUACCAUAUUAUGAAUCGAUUUGUAUUUGUUCCAUAGUGGGUGCCAUCCUGAACAUGCAGUAGGCUGGUUAGUUAUAUUUACAGCAAGUGUUGGUUUUAUUGUUUUUUUGUGCUAUGUAACACAUAACUAGGGAAGUAUGAGGUGGCAUCAAGCUAGCGGGUGGCACUCCUUUGCAAUACAUUAGUUAAAAUGAGCUUAUUAGUGAAAACAGACUACAUUUGUACCUGGCAGUUUUGCCCGUUCAUUUACAGUCUGACACAGCAGUAAAUGAGUCGUGGGAGUUGGGAAUGUCUAGCUCCAAACACUCUUGAAACUCUGGGUUGUCGGUCCUUUCCCCUUGUUUUGCACAGGACCCAAAGAGAAAGUUGGAGAUCUUUGGAUAAGCAGCUUUGUGAAGUCACGUGGUAUACCUGCAUAUAACUUACUGAAGAACGGUAGUUUAAUACUAAUUCACCGUUAGGCGUGAUACAUGGCAAUGGAAUUUGAGGACUAUCUUAAGAAUAACAUACAAGACCAUUGUACAUAAUUGGAAAUAUGUAAAUGUGAUCACUUAAAGGAGACAGCUUUGAUGCACUGUUGUAUAUACUGACCUGUUUGACUGUUCAACAUGUAUUGCAUUUUUAUAGUUUUUUUUUUAUUUUUGAAUGUGUGCGGUAUAUUUAUAUAUACAUACACACAUGUAAUUCCUGAAGUGAAAACUAUUCUAAUGCACUUACUCAUGUAUGUUGUGUACUGCAGCACACUUAGGCUUAUAUAUUCCACUGAGCAGGCUAGAAUGGUGAUGACAACCUGUUCCAAUACAGUUGUUAGGGGCCUAGUUGUUUCUGUUCAGCAAGCCUCACAUAGCAGCUGAAAUGUUACAGGUUUGCCACCACCAGACAUCUAGAGCUUCUUUAUCACUAUCAAACUGCUCAGGAACCGCAGCUAGUAUCAGGGACAUAGAGGAAAAUGGUACUAUUAACACAAAGCUGUGCUGCAUGUAAUCAUCUCUUACAUAAGAUGCCAAGGAAAUCUUGAAAAUAUUUUUCUCUCUUUUUUUUUUUUUUUUUCUUUCAUUUUUCAAAAUAAAUAUUUGAAGUGGCAUUUUGACUGUGCUUUCUUUUUUUUGUGUGGUAGAGAAAGUAUUAAGUAAGAGAUUAAUGUGCACAACUGCUAUUUACACAUGGGGGCUUAAAAC